UUUGCAGUUUCCCUAAGUAGACAACAGGACCUGUAAACUUCUGCCUCCAGCCUCCGCUUUAAAAACACCGCAGCCCACUCUUCAGCUUGCGGUUCUCCUUGGCCGCGGACCGACGUUCUUCCCGCCCCACCGGCUACGAUCCACGAUCCGCACUCAGACAACUCCCCCAAAGUGCGUGAGGAGGGGACCCCUUCGCGGGGAUCUCGCGUCACCCACACCCUCCCGGGCCCUGCAGGACCCUCCCCCCCGGAGGCCGGGCUUCGCCGACCCCUCCCCGCGCGGCGGCCGGAGGCGGGGAUGCUGUGUGGCAGCGGCCGGCCUGGGCUGCGAGGUUCGGCCGCCUCCUCCCGCUGCGCCCGCCCCUCGGCCUCCGCCCCGGCGCCGCCGACCCUCGUCUGCUCCCGCCCUCGCCCCUGCGGGUCCGCGGGGGCCAGACCGAGGCUGCAGCGAGGAGGCGGCACGGAGAGCGCGGCUGAGGAAGGCUGCACGCGCCGGACCCAGAGCGGGGCGUUAGGAGCCGGCUGCCCCGGCCAGACUUGACAGGAUCCGUUGCUUUGAACUGGAGUACAUGGGACACACAGAAUGGUUUCGAGCAUGUUUGAGAGAGGAUGUAUAACUAACGAAAUGGAUUCUGAACCUGCACACGUGUGUUGGGGUAGAUGUUUGCGUUUCCCUGUACUCAGAUGCUGAAGCCAGACCUUGAAGAAUGUUUCACUGAGGUACUGAGUGGGGAUCCCCAUUCUGAGGUUAGUAAACCUUAGGAGAGCUUUUCUUCUUUUAUUCUGAGGACACAAUGAGGAAAUAGUAUGUAUUUCUUUAGAGCACCUAGUCUAUAGUAUUUGUUAAUGGCAGGCUAAACAGUCUUUUACACACACACACACACACACACACACACACACACACACACACUGACCUUCACUAGCUAGAAGUGUGAGUGAUUUUUGUGCAUGUCUCUACUACCCUGAACAUAAUUUAAAAGGUAUGUUGUCUGCAUGUUUUCUUAGUUUAACCUUAAACCACAAGGUCAAGAGAAAUACCCAGGUUCUACUUUGAGGUUUGGCUGGCCAGAAAGGUGACCCUUGGUGGAGUUUUACUAUUCUCUGUGUAGGUUUGGUCUGAUUUUGAUUUAAUACCACAUCUUAUUGAUUAGCUUGUUUUUAAUGACACUGAUAAAAUAUUUCUGGGUAACUUAAAGAGGAUAUCAGAGCUGUUUACUUAGGGGUGAACUUGUUAGGUUUAACAAGACUUUAAAAAGCUUCAUGUGGUUUAUAAGGUAGCAGGCUGAACCUUGUACUGGGUUAAGGUUAAAACACUUAAAUGAAGAACACAGGGUAUUUUGUAUCACCCUUCCUUCCUGAGGAAGAAUAUUCAGCAUCACUGAGGUAAUAGUAGCAGCAUAAACAGCUCUUAUACUUUCUCCAUAAGGAGAAUGUCAGCCAGGCCUUACUAGGCUGCAGCUUUGUGGCUUGGCUAAUACUCGGAAGUCGUGUGUCACAAUGCUCUCUUAGUGGCUGUCCAUUGCCGCAGGCACCUGUUGCAGAUGUGCUUGUCCCUGCCUCAGACCCACCUGCUCUGCACACUUGUUCUCCUCAGCGUUUUCUGCUUUCCUUACAGGCAGUGCCAGGGUUCUUGACAUCUCCAGUUGUGGAGGGGAACAUACUUAUCAGUGACCCCCCCCAUCCUCCACACCCCACCCCUGUGUGGGGUGGGAUGGCUUUCUGGCCUGGGGAGGUUUAUUGCUGUUAAUUUAAAUCUCAUUCAUUUGUGGAGCCGCUGAAAGUGUGCCAAGUUGACCCCGUGACUGCUUGCUGGAUGGCAGACGUGCCGUGUGACUGGCGGACAACUGUGGCUCCUCUCAGUGGAGUUAAGCUGAGUUCAGCGGGCCUGAUGAAUCAUCUCUGUCUGUGUAACCAGUUUGCCACCUCGCCUCCCUCGCUCCACUGGGUUUUAACCGGUUAUCUUGGUAUUUCUGUCUAAUUGAUAAAAAGCCCUGCCGUAAGUACUUUGGGGGCAAGUUAGGGAUUUGGGGGUGGGGAGGAGUUGGCAUUGCAGCUUUCUUUCGGCAGAGCCUGAAGCAGCAGAGGGUUCUGAAGUCGCUUUCACAACCAGCUUCCCACAGGCCCGGAACGUUUAGAGGGGUUCCUUUUCCUCUGCUGAUUGUGUUGUCCAGUGUUUUCUUUCUUUCCUGCGGAGCUGGCCUGUCAGGGGCACCUGGAGUUCAGGCUUCCUUUCUUUGGGGCAGGCCUGCUGGUGGGGUAUGCAGUUGUUGACCAGCACUGCAGUGGCAGCCGUGAGCCAGGCGGGUGAGGAAGGCCCUGACUGCCUUGACAGUAGCCUCCGUUAUCUGCAGUAAGUGGCACCCGGUACACACUUAGUUAGGCCAAAACUUCUUAAAAAAGAGUUGGAUCCCCUCACCCUUCUGGCCCAUAGAUCAAGAUGUAGGAACUGAAUAACGAUCCACUGGAUAGAUGAGCAGUGUUUUAUACUCAUAAAGGCCUGUCGUCUGUAUACUAAGCACACCACACACCCUGGAGAAACAUGGCUCCCGACUUUGAAAAUCAUUUCAAACCGCGUCCUUUUCAUUGAACCGGCCAUCAGUGCAUCCUCGAAGAUGAUUCCACCCAGUGGUGAGGCCCAUCGGUAAAUACUGGUGACUUCCUCCUUCCUUACAAUCAUCCUCGCAGGCUUCUCCUGAAGUGGAACUCCUCAAUGACUGGCUGUGUGGAUCCACACUGGUGGAGGAGUGCAACGGACAUACCUACUAGGGCUCUGUAAGUCACUUUUCAUCCGAACCUUAUUGGUUAAGUGGGUAUGUCUAGGGUGGCUGGUCUGUUCAUGUGGUUUUCCCCAGUUUACCCAGAGGUCCAUCCCUCUUCCCUCAAUUGGUCGUGGAAGGGCACGGUCAGGAGAAACAAUAUGGGUGUGUGGAAUACUUAAUCUGUGAUACAUUGCUGAGGAGAACUAUGGGUGCGGACAAUAUGGGCAAAGAGGCCAUGGUUAUUAAGUAGUAAUACAAGCGCUGGCGAUGGUGGGAAGCAGUGACGGGUUCUGUGUACACCUUGUAUGCCUGGCUGGCCAGGGCUGGUUAGGACGGCUGAUUGUCUGAGCCACACUAUGAGCGGACGGUGGCACGGCAGCUUUGGCCAGGAGACUCACAGGCUCUAAGAAAAUGCUGGCCUCGCAGCAGCGGGCACCAUUAUCAACGAAGUUUCUGUGAAUGAAAAGUUAAGUAACACAUUUUUGAAUCGUCCCCAAGUUAGCUCCCUUUCAGUUUAGAUACAUAUAUUUCAUAAUGCCGGUGGAUUAUGAUGACUUAAAUGCACUGUAUUUGUGGUAUGAAAUUAACCAAAAAAAUAAAGUGAAGUUUUAAAGAUCUUGGCCACAGACUUCCCAUCUCGUCGCACAGGUCUUCCGUUCUCCAGGCUCUGGCUUGCCCAGACUGUGCUGAUAAUUGGUCUGACCUGGUCAUCUUUCAAGUCUUUCUUCCCUCAGGCCUGCGUGUGUUUCCUCGGUGAGUUUUGCUCAUUGGUCACCGAGGCCUUCUGGGGCCUUCAUUGGUGCUGCCUAGCUGUCCUUGUCUUUCCACUGAAGUGCUCUUAGUGACCCAGGGGACAUCAGCCUUCCCUCACAAGCAGCCUGAGGGCAGAGGGCUGAAGUCUUUGCCAAGACACAGAGGAAGCUAAUCAUACCCGUGACCUCAACCUCAUUAACAUUGUGCUGGAAUCGAGACGGCAUUCCAUGGCAUUGUUUGACUUCGGAUUGUCUCUGCUGAUUUAUGGACAUGGGCCUGUAUUCUUGCCUCCUCAGGGAGUGUGACUGACAGGCUGCACUUCCUGAGCCCUUUUAACUCCCUAACAGCCUCUGAAGUGCCAUGUCUUCCUUGGGCCCCACUGAUGGUGAUCUGGCCCCAGAUAAAGCUGGACUGACAAGCCUUAGAGAAGAUGGAGAAGAAUAGUAGAGUCCUGGAAGAGCUGGGAGAGCGUCCUGGGCUGAGGUUCCACGGGUGAGGGUGGCUGAACUGGGGUGGUGGAGACCUCACCGUGAUGCUGUCCUCCCUUCAAGCAGUGCUUCUUGGGGUCACUUUGAGUCCUGUUGAAAUAUACCGUGGCCCAGCAGGCACAGUGAGGCCUGAGAUUCUCUGCAUUUCUAGCAAGCUUUCUUGGUGUUGCUGCCGUUGCAUACCUGGUGGGGCUAAGCUGAAGCCCUUGAAGGCUGAACCUUGCCUGCCAGGAACCUGUAGAGCCUGGCUGGAAACUGCCUGCUCUUAAAGCUGGCUUUUACAGGCAUGGGAUUGAGGGCCUGGAAGCUUUCUUUGGGGCCCUGGGGGCUGCCAGGAGCAGCUGUGUGGGAAUUGUCCUUAAGUUAGGGCAGGGAGUUAAUGGGGUCUUUGUGGUAUAAUAUGGCUGAGGGGGGUGGGGGGCGGCUUGGUUCUGGCUAAAUCCAUUGCAUUGCAUUGCAUUGCAUGCUGUUUGUGCCGUAACUUCAGAUAAAGAAGACUCUUAACUUCCUUCAAUUACUCCUGCGUUUCCCCGCCCCACCCUGUAACUUUGAGGUUAUGUGCUUACAAAGCAUUUAAAAAGUUGCCAAUUGUUUCUCUGAAGCUUUCUUCUGAACCUUGCUGAGUUCUCUGCUGGGUGCUGGCUAGGUAUUUGCAUUCCCAGGCCAUCCCCCUGGGGUUCUGACCUAUAGUUUUGGAUUUGUUCCUGAGAAUCCACAGCUUGUAAACAAAGCUUCUAAAUGGCUUUUAGAAUCCCGAGGAGCCUGUGCUGUUGGCCGGCACUGAUUGGGCCAGCCUCACCUGCUUCCCCUCUAGGUUGUGAAGAGCUGUCCUGUCCCAGGGGAUCUGCUUUUUGUUUCUCUUGUCCUGGAAGAGGCUGAUAACUUUAAUGGCACCAAAUGAGAGAGCUCUUUGUCCGCAGUGUUAGAAGUCACUUCUCCAAAGCCUUUAGGAACGUUCAGGAAUAGACUCUGAUUACAAAGCGUUCCCAGGGCUGGGGGGUAGGAGCCAUUCUGGAGAUAACGGCUUGUGAGCUUUGGGCUUCUGCAGGCUUUGAAGGCUGUCUGGAUGCUGGGUUUCUCCACCCACUCCUCUGCUUUGGCCCAGACCCUCAAGAUAAUGAGCAAGUCCAUCUGAAGUAAUAUGUGGACAGAAAUGGACAUCAAAGGACCCCCCAUCCUCCAUGGACCAGCUGGGGUCUGAUUUAAGGGAGCUGGAUGAUGACGGCGGCAGCUCUGCCUAUCAUUAGACCAGCGCCAGCCUCCACAUCUACAGAUGCAAGAUGAAGAUACAUCUUAACUGCACCCUAAGGGCCAUGUCACCAUGGGAAACGUCAAGUGGGAGUUAGUUGGUGUGGGAUGGGGUGGUUGUAGCCAGAAGAGUGGGCAGUACAGGGCUGGAACCAGAACCACAGACCUCUGAGCUGCACUCACUAUCCCAUGGACAGGGGAUCUGGGUUUUAGCAGCACUCCUUUAGUGCCCUAGGUAUCCCCACUAUUCCUACAGUACCGCUGGAUCUGUGGUACACAGUGAGGUCCUUUAGGCCAGUCACUGAAGUGGCCCUGAUGAGUGGACCAUUCCCUAGAAACUGAGUGUCAGAAUCAGUAUUGAGGCUUUGGAUACCAUUUGCACUGGAUUAUGGGAAUGGUUGAGGUUUUGUUCCCUUCAUUCUGUCUUCUCAUCGUGCUCCUGCAGGAGCUCAGCUCACUGUCCAGCUUUUCCUGUUGCUGUGCUUGGUGUGGGGUGCAUGGACUCAAAGAGAAAGGAGUGGCCUGCUUAAUUCUGUGGGUGUUCUUCCCAGCCUGCUGAGUGUCCCCAAAGAGAUGUUAGUGAAAGACAUGGCAGUAAUACAAUUGGACUCCCAGCUCCCCACUUCAUGGUUUUAACAUUUUCUAGGGUCCGAAGAGAAUGAAGAUUUAUUUCACCAUUGCCUAGAAAUUUCCAGUCUCCGUACAGUAUUUAUCUAAUACAUUUGAAAAUAUACCCAGAAAAUAAAUUGAAAUGAGAAGGUCCAGAUGUUAUUUGAGUGGGUUUUGGGCAUCUUUGGAAUUUGAGAUAUUAUUAAAUAUCUGUGUUGUAAUGUCCCCAAAGUAGCCAUGUGCGGGGCCUUUGUGGUGCCCGGUCUCUACCCUUUGUGGCACACGAGGAGUGCCACAGUGAGCAGAAAGCAUCUAUGAGGGCCCAUGGGUUUUGUUCAUUAAGAGUCUUAGCAAGCCAGGGAAACAAAAAACAAAAAACAAAUCAAGGCUUGGGCCUGCAGUGUUACUAACAUAUGAGCUCUGGUUGACAAUUUCAUUUAAUCCUGAAAUGAUGCCCGGGAGGGGACACACACACACACACACACACACACACACACACCCCUAAACUAUAUCCCUUCCCACAAUUGGGCUUCACAGUUGUUUUUAUUGUUUUUUUACAUUCUGGGGGGCUGGGGAGCAGCAUGGACCUUUAGAAGUCUACUCUCUUUGUACCAUCCGGGGCUUGGAAAUCGCGCUCCAGUGGUCAGGUAUGGAAUCGAGUGCCUUAACUUGCUGAGUUAUCUUGCUGACCCCUCUUUAACUGUCUGUGUGUGUGUGUGUGUGUGUGUGUGUGUGUGUGUGUGUGUGUGACAUAGGUCCUUACAGAGGAAGCUCCCAAAUAGCCUUUCUAGCAGCAUGGCAGAGCUACCUCACUGAUUGAUAUCUCUGGAAGCCUCUAUUUGCCUCCAUUUCCAGAUAACAAUCAAUGCAUCAUUUAGGUGCACUUUAUGUUGGGUCGAGUAGCUCCUUGGCUGUAACCUUUGGCUGGCCGUCUUACCCACUGUUGGGUUUUGUUGUGGGUUUGAAAGAUUUGCAGAUACUUUGUUUCCAGGAAAAGUCGGUUUCCGGUGGACCGUGUUAAGCAUUUUGCUUUAGAGAAGACUUGGCUGCCCUCUUUAUCUUGAUGGCCUCUUUCAGUCAGGAAAUGGUUCUUCCCUUUCUUUAGGGUCCUUUAAGAUUGUGGAUCUGAGUUGGAAAGAGGCCCCUUUGGAUAAUUUUUAUCAGGAAAAGUUUAAGGCAGACUGGAUUACAGGACCCCCACUCCCACCCCAACACACACACAGCCCUUCCUGAAGUAAUAGCUCCCCGUCUUCUUCAAUGAUGAGUAAAUUCCCUUGCAUUUUGUAGACUUCUUUUUCCCUGUAGAGUAGGUAAUUUUUCUACUAUGGUGUGGUUCUGUGUAGCUCCGGAAUGGUCUUGGAUGGUUCUUCAAAGUAGAGAAGCCUUGGGUAGUCCCAGGAGCUUUCCUGAUACUUGUGGUUCCUUCCCUUGGUUUCCCUGUGGGCGGCUCUGGUGUCCACACCCACCAACACGGUCCCUUCCCCUUGUGGCUGCAAUCUGAGGAAGAGAAAGAACAGAGCUGAAACUCCCACCUCAGCCCAGCAGGCUGGGGAAAAUGUUUCUCUUUCCCCUGGUUCCUGGGUUCAAAGUACGCUUGCAGUUCAUGGGGGGGCGAUCAGCCCCCCUGAGGUGCUGCCGCUAGGGGGGCUGUGUUGUUGCCUGGUGGACAAUUAACCACACUGACUCUCCUUGCCUUGGCCUUUCUGGCUGAGUUGACACCAGUGCUCUGUGUGAGAAGGGACUGCUGUGCUGGUGGGCAGAACAGCAGGCCGGGUGGAGAAACAUUUGAUAUUGUUCAAAGGAGAUGUCUCUGAAGCAUGAAGAUUGAACUGAUGGUGACCCCACCCGGGGGGGAAGGCGAGGUUCCCCCUGGAGUCACUGAGAGGACGAAGCCAUCGGUUACUAAUCCCAUUGGCCUGUGGGUCUUCAGGGUCUCAGACCGUGUAAAGGAUAGAGAAUCAGGGUUGAAAGCAAUAAAGAAGGCUUAAGGGAGAGAAGCAGGGGUCAUUUCAUCUAAUUUUGUGGCUAUUACUGAAGAAUAAAAAGAGAGGUAAUUUCAUUAGGUCCUUUGAGAUCUCUAUCAUAGCAAGAUGGCAUUUGAGGAGGCCGCAGAGCCUCCCAAGGCUGCCAUUUCCCGCCUGUGAAUCUAGAGCUGGGUCCCCGUAGAGCCGUGGAGGCCUUGGGAACUACCAGACCAGUCAGGGCACGGUGGGCAGAAAUGUCAGUCAGAGGCCAAUAAUGGCUGCCGUCCUGAUGGAUGACUGCGGGAACAUGGCAGGAGCUGGAACUGAAUCCUGCAGGUGUGUCCUUAACCUCUAAGUGGACUUGGUCCAUCCAGAUCACGUUGGUUACCCAUCACAGACCUUUCAACUAAGUGUGUCUUAGUUGACACACAUGGUGGGGCCUUACUGGAGUGGUGAGUGCAGAGUUUUCUGUCCGAUGAGGGCCAGUUUGGUCACGGUGCAUCGUCUUAUCUGUUGCUUCUAAUGGGCCCUGGUGGGCGGGUGAGGUUCCCCUCUCCAUGUUUUUUCAGAGAAAAGUGUGUCCACAGGGCUCUGACUUGAGGUUAUUCGCCUGAAUCAUCAGUAGAAGAAACAGAGAAGAGGAAAGAGAGUUAUGAAUUCUUCAGAGAGGGGGAAAAAGAGUGAUGACAAGCAGACAGUUCUCUGUGCCAACCACCAGCUUGCUUUCUUCUGAGGAGGUCCACAGUGACCGAGGGUCAGGGAGAGAGGGGCAAGGACAUGAACUAGGGGUGGCAGAAAAGGCUGUCAGUCUGCCUGGCUGUCAGUCUGUCUGAUACACUUCUCGGCAAAGCAAUGGGCAUCUCCUGGAAUCUGCGUCUGUGGUCAGAAUGGACAGCAGCCAUCGUUGGCCAUCUCGCCUCAGAUACAUUCUUGCUGUCUUGGAUCCAGUUGCUUUUAGCGUGUCCUCCUCCUUGGUGACUGCUUCUGUUAAAUCACUGUGGGGUUAACUCUGAGAAAGUAAGUAGUGUGCUAAUAGGAACCAUGAACCACCAUUGAACACAUCCAGUCAGAGCUUGGCUCUCUGUGGUUCCUAUGAUUGACACAGUUGAUGGAAGGUCUGCAGGUUGGCAGUGGAGGAUGCAGACAUUUUUCUGUCUGGCAAGCACAGUGUCCUUGGGAACUCCCAGAAGGUGAGACAGUGGCCAGAUGUUUUCCUGACAUGAAGGGACUGCUGGGGUGAGGGUAGAGAGAGCAAGCCUUCCUCGUGAAUCCUGAUCACUUGUGUUUGCCUCGCAGGCCUUGGAGGCGAGCAUCCACUUGCUUAGUGCGUGUGUUACUCUCUGUGUUCAUGGCUGUGUCUAGUCAGAGGUUGGCUGUACGUUGGGGGCCCUUGAAAGCUUUUUCUCCGGCUGCGUUCAGGAAGUUGGAGUGGAGUGUCAGAAAUGAUGGGAGUUGGUGGAGAAAUAAACAGAUCCCGGCAGCAUGUGAGGAAACUGGCCGCCCUAUUCCUGUUUCUCUUCAGUUGCGACCUGAAGGAACCAGGUUUCCUGCAUGGAAAAGGGUGCCUGUGCCAAGAGGCCUGGUAUGCCUUCCAGGCCAGGGUGCAGCUCUGUCUGAUAAACGCCGAGAUGAAGAGCGGGAUUUACCGACUGGCAGGAUGGAGGUAAGUCACAGGGCUGCAGCCACAGCUAUAUGAAUGUGGAGUUAAAGUAGCAGGUGUUCAAGGAGGCGGAACAUACUACAAUGUUGUCACCCUCUCUGCACUAGCACUGGGAGUGGUAAAUAGGAGAUCUGGGAGGGGCUUGGACGGGUUUCUCCUGUAAGAGACCAGAUGACUUGGCAGAAGCCCCUGGGGGCAGCCGUGCUGUCCGUCUUGCGUUCUCCCCUUAUUGUCUUUGCCCCCGGUGUGUUAGGUUUUGUAUUUUUAGGUGAACAAUUGCUAUGAAUAAAGCUUUGGCUGCCGGCUGUCAAUCUGGGGCACGGUAUGUUGAUGUAUAUAAGUGGUGCCAAGUGGCUUUAAACAGCAAGGUACUUUCUGGAGACUAUUUGCAGACUGCAAAACUGAGACAUAGUAAGAUCCAACGGGCUCCUUCAGGUCGGUCGUGAUUUUUGAGGGAGCUUGGGAGGCAGGAGUGCCACAGUGCUGUGUGCCUGACUCCCUUGAUGUUGGGUUCUGUGGGAACGGUCUCCUUGGCAUAGGGGCGAUGGCCUUAUGGCUUGGGGUCCCUGGAGGAGUCCGGAUAAUGUGGAAAAAGUAGGCUUGAAGUUUCCCUUUCUCCUUAAGUACACCCUUUUGGGGCCUAGUUAGCUCAUCUUUAGAGGGAUGGGCUGUUUGUAGCAUCAGACUUAGUGCGAUGUGUGUGCAAAGAAUGCUGCAGGGUGAUCAGGAGGUCAGGGUGUGUGUGUGUGUGUGUGUGUGAGUGUGUGUGUGUGUGUGUGUGUGUGAUGUGCACAUGCGCGUGCACUGCUGUACAGAAACCAGACAGCAUUGGGUAUCUUCCUCACUUGCUCUCCGCCUCACUUUAAUGAGAUCAGGCUUUUUACUGAUUUGACAAGUCCCAGGGACCCACCCGUCUCUGCCUCCCCAGAGCUGAGAUUACAGGCAAAUGCUCUAUCAUGCCCUGCUUUUUACGUAGGCUCUGGAGCUCUGAACUCUGGCCCUCAUGUUGGCAUGACAAGCCCUUUAUGAACUGAGCCAUUGCCUCAGCCGCCCAGGUGUCCUUGAUGACUUCAGUGACAGAACAAGGGUGACACUAUCCAUAGGGUAUCCCCUGCUGUCCAAACCCAGUGUGUGAACUGAACUUCAGUGUUCAGUGUUGGGGGUUGCCACCAAGAAGUCCAGGUCUUAUGAUGACUGUCCCUGAGAAUCCACACGGGUAAGCUCAGUGUGGUAGGGAGGCGUACCACUGCUUUUAGGCUCAAAGCCUGGCUGUGUGUUUAUCUCCAUUGGUUUAACUUGGUUAACACAUAAACCAGGGGAAAUUUAUGGAGACAGUACAAGGGAGUUGCAAUGUUCAGAAUGGUUAUAGGAGAUUCAUUAUAGAUUAGCAGUUGGCAGAGAGAACUUGUAAGUUCCUGAUAACCCAAGGACACAUCCUUGUUUGAUGCUUGGGGGGUUUCCUCUGCUUGCUCUCAUCCAUCCUCCCAGCUACGUUAAGGUUCCUGUAAAGUAACUGUUCUACUUCAACGCUUGGCAGUUGUUGGGGGUCAGUUCCUUGAAACUUCUGUACCGAGUGUCUGGAAUAUUUCCCUAAGGCUCACAUGUUAAUGACUUGGUCCCCAACCUUUAGUACUACCAGGACAAAGUUGAAUCUUUAUGAGGUGGGGCCUAGUGAUGAGUUUUAGGUCAUAGGGUGAUAGGGUGGAAUCCCCAGGGCUCCAGUCUCCUUACCCCUCUCAUAUUGGUCCUGAGGUCAUGAAGUCUAUCACAUGCUACUCCCAGAACCUGCUGCAUUGAGACCCGUCAAGCCGUGAGCCAAAAUAAAUCCUCUCUUCUAGCUCCUUAUCUCAGACAUUGUUACAGUAAGGUAACACUGGCUGAUGCAGGGAACUGACCACGCUCCUGUGGAGUUUCUGUGUCACCUCUAGGGGGAGAGCGCAGUUCCUUCUGCUCUCUAACUACUGCUAAUGCUACAUUUGUAUGACCUCGUCCUUCUCUCCAGGACAAAUGUUGAAGCAAGCAGACCACCCAGUUCCUAGUGGGUCGGAGGCCCAGUUGCAGUCAGCUCUUGUUGACAACUACAGACCAGGCUGAUCUACAGUGUAGAUCACAGGGCUCAAAGCUGUGAAGCCAGCAGGCCCCUGAGGUGGACCUGAGAGAGGGAGCCAUGGGAGGGGGCAAUGGGAGGAAGCUAUGAAGAGGGGUCAUUAAUGUUUUCUGGGUAAUUGGAAUUUGGAUAUGGAGAACAGACUUCAUCUUGCUCGUUCUUUGUUAGCUUCAUUUUGGUUAAGACCAGGCCUUGUGAAGUGAUCUGGUUUUUGUGGUGGUAACCUCACAGCCCGGGGUUCAGAUUGGGAUUCCUGAUGUGGCCAGCCAUUGGCUCUGAGGUAUAAUUGCCUAGGUGAUCUAGUCCUGGUGCGAUAUCAUGACACAGGCAUUUUGGGAGAGGAUAGUGAAUAUUUACUUGAUCUCCAAAUAGUCUUGAAGCAAAUUAGAAAGGACUUGAGGAUCAUGCAUGGUGAUAGAAAGUUGACUUGGAAAACCCAUUACCCAUCCAUUCACUUGUGGAGAAAACUGGAUUCUUUUCCUCAGGGUUCCUGAAAGUGACUGUACUGGCUGGUUUUGUGUAUCAACUUGACACAAGCUGGAAUUAUCACAAAAAAGGAGCCUCAGUUGUAGAAAAUGCUUCCAUGAGACCUAGCUGGAAGGCAUUUUCUCAACUAGUGGUCAAGGGGGGAGGACCCAGCCCAUUGUGGGUGGUGCCAUCCCUAGGCUGGUCUUGGGUUCUAUAAGAGAGCAAGCUGAGCAAGCCAGGGGAAGCAAGCCAGUAAGUAACAUCCCUCCAUGGCCUCUGCAUCAACUCCUGCUUCCUGACCAGCUUGAGUUCCAGUCCUGACUUCCUUUGGUGAUGAAACAGCAGUGUGGAAGUGUAAGCUGAAUAAACCCUUUCCUCCCCAACUUACUUCUUGGACAUGAUGUUUGUGCAGGAGUAGAAACCCUGACUAAUACAGUGAGCCCAGCUUCCUCAGACUCUAUCCCAAGCUUUAAUGGAGGACAUUUUAUAAUAAAAGCACACUCUUGGAGGUACCUUUUGUUUGUUCAAUUACUUAUUGUAUGUGGGCUUUCAGCACAGACCUGUGUCUUGUCCCAUGCUCUUUGGGGUGGGUAACCACAUUAGAGUGAAUGGGGACUUAUGUCAUAGUGUGUAUGUUUACACAGUUAGAUGCUGCUGAUGUGACAGGGUUCAGUGUUCAAGGGAUUCCAACUCAUCAUGAAAAGUGAAUGUUCAAAGAUUGGUUUUCAGUUUACAGAUUCCUUAUACAAAGGAAGUAGUAGAUUUAUUAAUUACUUCCCAAGUAAAGUCCAAGUUGCCCAGAGAGGGCUUCUAUAGAGAAGACAUGAACCAAACAAAGUUGCCAUCUGUCUCUAUUUUUACAGCAUAAGCCAGUGAGGCCCUUGGCGUGGCUCGCACGCUCUUCCGUUUAUACUCCAUUCCCUGUGUCUUCUCUGGAUGACCCCUUAUGGCGUAUUUUCCCCCCUUGCAACCAGGAUAAAAUUCCUGAUUAUAUAUCACCCCCAUUCCAUUUCCCCUUUGCCCAAGGCAGAAGUGUUGGGUCUCCCUGAAAGGACACAAUUCUUCAUCCAGCCCUAUGAGGUCCUCAUAGGGUCCUAGGUUACAGCCUCAGGUCUUCUGGAACCCACUGUAGCUCACUAGCAAAUCUACAGAGUGCAUACACAGGGUUAGGGGAGGUUUUGUUUUUUACUAUGUACUCCUUUAAAUAAUUUUACCAACUAAAGAAAACAUUAGAAAGGCUCGAUCAGGAUCUUUGGAGGAAGAGAAUUCUUGGGCCGUCCCAUUUUUUUUUUUAAUUGAGCAUAGAUCUCUGCCGGGUCAGGAUAUAUGCAUGGUAGGAGGAUGAAUGGAUGCAUGGUAGCUCUGAGAGCUGGUUUCGUCCCCACUUCCCAGCCCCAGACUCUGUGAUCUCAGGCAGGGCGGCUUAGUUCCAUGAUCUGGAAGGUGCAGCAGGUCAUGCUUGCUCCGUAGAACUCUUAGGAGAGUUUAAUGAGGCAGAAGGUUUACACGUAAGGGUUGUUGAAGCCUUGAGUGGUCAGGUUCUUCCCAGGAGCUUCUCUGACUGUUCUCUCUCUCUCUGCUCAGGCCUCCGGGUGCAUGUUAGCUGGUGUUGUUUACAGCCAUGUAGCAUGAACUGUGUUUACCUACUGUCCUGAACAACCUGCCUUCAUCCGAGUGGAGCUUUCCACUGGGCAGUGUCCUGUCACCCGGCAGUCUCUGCCACUGGGCAGUGUCUUGCUGCUCUUGUGUUUAUUUUGGCUCUCGAACAGGCAGAGAUUCUGGAGAAUGGCAUUUCUCUGGCUUCUCUUUGCCUUUGGGAUAGAGACCUUUGGAGUGUGUGCGUUCCUGUGAAUAAAGAUUAGUGGCCACUUAACAUUAAAUUUUCCCUGUGGUCCGAUUUAUUAGAGAGUAUGUGUUUCUUGGGAAAAUUGCCUUCUGGGGUGAUCAGCAGAGUUUGUGGGCUUACUUCCUGGUCUAACGUGUAAAUUGGAAAGGGUGAGAGGAGGCCCUAAACCUGGAAGAGAAGUGUUUACAUUUGUGCUGGGAGAACCAACAUACCACUCGUCGUUUACAGGCCUGGCCUGCUCAGGGCAGCAUGUACCCACCUAGUAAUGUAAUUUAUUUCCCUCUGGGAAAUGUGGUUUUACAUGCUGCGUAUCAGUGUCAUUGAAACCUUGUUUUAAGAGGAAAAUAGCAAUUAAUGUUUGGAAAUAGGAAAUAACUUUACAAAUUUGUGGUGGAAGAGACCCAAUAAAAAUGACGUUCCAGCAUUCCCCCCGAAGGUGAACGUAAGAGUUUAUAAACGGUGUUUUCUGUCUGGGAGCCGCAUAGCCUCUGAUGUGUAAGCAUUUAGCCAAUGUAGGACUGCCACAGGGCAUUGCUCUGUGUCAGAUAGGGCUACUGCUCAGAAGGCAGAGAUCACAUAGCCAUACAGGCUGACACCUGUGUCUUCUUAAGGACCGUUCGGUCAGAUGAGGCCAGGUCUGUGUCAUGGCUGCUUUUGAUCCACUGCUGGGAGCUGACAGGUGGGAGAGCAUGCUUGAGGAAGCCGCUGUUAAUUUGUAACUCUGGGCUUGCUCACUUGCGUUCAUAAGCGCCUCAGUUCAUUGUUUUAAGAAACAAAGGGGAGCCACCUUUCAAGACGAGCUCGUGGGUUUGUUUUUACUGUUGCUGAUGAGACAUCACCUACAUUAAAGUGCUUGCAUGAAAGAAUGGCUCCAGCGUGGGAAUUAGGGGCUUCAGGCUUUCAUAAGAGAUGCUUUCAAAAUGGAGAAUCUCUGUAAAGCCGUAGCAGUGUGCAAUUAACCCAGAACGUUGAUGGUGAGAGUGUAGUUCAAAAAAAAGGAGAAAUCAUGACGAUUCUAGACGAUUCUGCUUAGCUGCCCUGUUCUGGUACGCAUGUGCCUUGCAGUGGGGAUUUUUUGGGGAUGACGCUAUUGACAGUCUGCACUGGGUCAUUCUUGGUUGUAGGUGCCCUUCAGGAUGUGUGGCUGUAUCCCUGGCCUCUAUGUGGCCAGCAGGCUGGACCUUGCUCCUCAUGUGUUGGGCCCACAUGAGUGUCUGCAGAUACUGAUGAGUGAGUUAGUCCUUGGGAGGGAAGGAUACCACACCAGCUUUCCAGGUUGAGAACCGCGAAUCCCUACCAUGUAUGGAUCUAUUUUUAGAAAACAGUUUCUAUUAGUUGCUGGAUGCUAAGGGCUUUUUAAAAUAUUUUUUGAUCGUGUUGGUUUCAUAACCCAUGUGAUGACUCAGGGUUUGCUGCAGGAGAAGCGAAGGAAUCUAUGUCUUUGCUUUUUCUUUGGUUUGCAAACAAAGGACUCUUAUCCCCCCCCCGCCCCCCCCCCCGCCCCCAGGUCAAGUCCAGGUGCCUUGAACUCACUACAUGACUGAAGAUGACUUUGAAUUUCUGAUCUUCUUGCCCCUACUUUCCAAGUGCUGGGAUUUCAGAGCUGCACCACCAUGCCUGACUUAUGCAGUGCUGUAGACAGAACCUGGAGCUUGAAGUAUAUUAGGAUAUUAGUAUAUCCUCAGCCCAUAAUUAAGAGUGUGUCGCUUUAAAUAUCUUCAUGUUCUUUGGUCUCCUGCUCUAUUUGCUCUGAGGGUUCGGACAGAGCUUUCUCUCCUCUCUCUCUUCCUGAUGUCAUCCCCAGGGCUUUGGGAAAUAAAAGGGAACUGUUCUGCAGAUCUUGUAGAGACCAGGGUCCGGGAAGCCUGCCCCGCACACACAUUGGCCCUGCAGGGUUCAUGCUGCAAACUCAGAGUGGAGGGAACGACAAGACGCUUCUGCUGCCUAUGCUGGAGAAACCCUUGAUCCUGAUUUAUAAACUGUGACUGGGUGAGAUAAAACAAGUUGGUGGGGGGUUGGGGAUUUAGCUCAGUGGUAGAGCGCUUGCCUAGGAAGCGCAAGGCCCUGAGUUCGGUCCCCAGCUCUGAAAAAAAGAACCAAAAAAAAAAAAAAAAAAAAAAAAAAAACCCAAGUUGGUGGGAUCUAGUGGCUGAAGUCCCAGGCUUAGGAACCAGACCGCUGUAACGUUUAUCAGCUGAGAGAUCUCUGGGAAGUUAUGUGAAGUCUCCUUGCUUCAGUCCCUCCCAGUAACUUGAAGGCUUGCUAUGCCUGAUGGGUUUCUGGGAAGACCAUGCUAGGGAUGUACCUGGUGUUUUAGUGCUUGCCUCUUUUUGGCCAGACACCACCCUAGAUGGUGUCUGUGCUUCGUUCACUCCCUGUUCCAAAUCCUUUUAUUAUUUAUUUAUUUUUUCUCAGUAUGAGCGACAAUGAUGCCCAUAUUUGUGAAGUCAACAUGGACUCCAUUUUAAACUCAUAUAGAGCAACGCUGUUUUACAUUUCGACGACUUAAUAAGGAAACUGGUAGAGUUAUUUUACAUGUCCAUGGCGACAGCAGGUUUGUAUCGCCAGACACUGCCAGGAACCUUUGUGUCUGCUUAGAGCUGCUUUCCCAAUUCCAGACAUGGAGCAUGGAAGGGAGGAUCCCUUCAAAACGAGCGAGCUUUGCUCAAAGGCUCACUGGCUUAGUGUGCGUGACCCCUUCCCACUUUCCUGAGACCCAGCGGAGGCUGGAGGAGGUGGAUGGAGCUGCUCUAAAUUUAUGUCUAGGGCCUGCUUCUUAGGACACCACCUCAAAAUUAUCUUAAUCAGUUUGCGAGUUUUCUGGCAGAGCAGACCCAGUCAGGCUUCCCCAGGGCAUUGAGGGUGACUGCUGUAGGUUCAAGGCCAGCACUGUGCAGGUAAAUGAAACCUUUGAAACUUCGAGGCAGGCAGACGAGAUGGCUCAGAGGGUAAAGCCAUGUGCCUCCAAGGCUGAGGUCCUGAGUUCGAGCCUCAGACCCCACAUGGUGAAAAGAACAAACCAAUUGCUGCAAGCCACACUCCAACCAUCACGGGUGCGGUGAACAUACCUGUACACGCGUGUGUGUACACACAAGAUAAGUUUUAGAAAAGUAAGUACCCCACCCACUGACAACAUUGGCACUCAAAUGUAACUAAGCCAGCUCUUCAGUACUGUGGGGCUCUCUCUGGAGACCAAGAAAGGAAGUACUCUGAAGUGUUCCGCCGCCCAGGGUGUUUAAAAAAGAUAAGUUACUUACUGCUUCCCGCUGUCCUCCCAGCAUCCUUUGAUGGAGAGAUUAGCUAAACUCCCCCCACCCCCGUUUUCUGAGUCACCGAUUGUGAACUGCCUUGGCUCACAGCUCUGCCUGGCCGAAAGCCUGUCACUGACCCGGCUGGCCUUUCUCUGAAUAUGAACUGUGAGGGAUGGCCCGUUUUUGAGCUGAUUUAAAUUUUUGAAUCUGAGACUUAAGACAGAGGGACGAAAGUGACUGAGGCUAGGAGGCGGCUGAUUUCCUGCCAACUGAAAACAGUGACCAGUGACCGUUAGCAGCUUCUGCUCUGUGCUGUGCACAGGACAUCCAUUAACAUGCUCAAUCUCCCAUCCACCCUAGUGGGGAUUGGAAGCUUUCUGCAGGGCUAGCAGAGGCUCUGUGAGUCCAAGGAGCUGUGUAAAUAACUGAUCUAGCAGAUGGCAGAGCAAAGAAGUGAAACUGUGCCUUGCGAAGGCUGGAGAGGCCUCCUGGCCUGGACACCUCUAGUUAUAUCUCCCAGGUACAUGAGAUAAUCCUAGACCUCUGGACCAGAAAAUGAGCACAUGUUCCAAGUCUGGGAAGGUCUUACUAGACCAGCUUUAGUCAUCGUUUACCUACGAUUCUCAGUGGCUUAAGAGAGGCAGAAGGAAGCCCACGUGGUAGUGGAAGGUGGGGAAAGGAGGCCUCUGCCCCUUGGGUGUAUCUGGAAAGGGCUUAUGAACAGGUGUUGUCUUCGUGUCUGGCUGCCUGACCACAGAGGCCUCUGUUCUCUGUGGCUUCUUGUCUGCAGCUGUGCCCAUAUUGGAGAUCAGUGGGGAGACCAGUCAGUGAGUCUGUCCUUGGGCUCUUAGUGAAUUGCCCUGGGCAUUCUGAAGGUUGGCCCUCCUCUGGCUUUCUUUCAUUAGAUCAUAAUCUCCCCAGCACAUGGAGACAGCCUGAGGGCUCCUUAAGUACAGGACCUUCAAGUUCAGUUCUUUCCAGACAGCUGCAGGCACCAGGCCCUGGGCUACUAUUUCUUCCUGGACCAGUGUCCCAGGAGUAAUUCUGGAUAUGAGGCAAGGAGAGGCAGCCAUUGUGUGGCAGGAAUGUGCCACAGGUAGGUAGCUGCUUAUUAGCUUACUCUUUCGGUCAGAUUAUUUUUGUUGCUGUUAAAAAUUAAUUUUUAAUAAUUGGUUUUGGAUCAAGCCGCUAGAUAACUGUGCCAGCUUUUCAUGCCCAAUGAACUUUUAUGGCAAACUCAGCCCUCUUUAUGGGGUUAUUAUGAGGAUGAUAUUUGUAAAGCCCUGUAACUGCUGACAGGAAGGCUCCGGAUAAAUAGCAGCCAUAUUUUCAGAGUUCUGGAGGACUGAUUAUACAGGGGCAUUCCACACGUGAAAGAUGCCCAUCACAGUCUGCUGUAGCGAUGUGCAUUGGUGCAUAGUUUCCUGCUUUGGGUUUCUGAAGAGACUUUUUUUUUUCAAAAGCUUGGGUGGUUAUUUAUAUAACAUACACAACUGUGUAAGUAUCUUCACAGUGAUGAAGUUCGAAUAGUAACAAAUGAUUGGAAAUCCACUACCGGGAAUCAAGAGCUAACUUUACUUAAGUUAGCAAUGGGAUCCUACUGUUUUUUUAAGUCAAAUGCUGCAUGGUCUCACUUUAAAAAUGUUUACUAGGUGUUGGGGAUUUAGCUCAGUGGUAGAGAGCGCUUGCCUAGCAAGUGCAAGGCCCUGGGUUCGGUCCCCAGUUCCGAAAAAAAAAAAAAAGAAAAAAAAUGUUUACUAGAUUUGUGUGUGUGUGUGUGUGUGUGUGUGUGUAUACAUGAUAUACAUUUACACAUACAUAUACGUGUGCGGGUAUGUCUGUGGCAUGGCAUAAGCAUAGAAGUAAAUCAGAGGUUAAAUUGGGGGGAUUCAGUUCUCUUCAUCCACCAUGUGAGUUGCCAGGAUCACACUCCAGACUGAACUCAGGCUUAGUGGUACGUGUCUUUUUACCUGUUGUUCAUACUGACGACGUGUAGCUCAGGCCGGCAGCAAACUCCUUAUCCUCCUGCCUCGGCGUCUUCAGUAUAUGUAACUGGUGUGCACCAGCUUCCCAGUCUAGUAUAACAUUUUGUGUGUGUGUGUGUUCUCUUUUGUCUUUGGAGGAAAAAACAAACACAGAAAAGGUAGAGUUACUUUGUUGCUCCAGAAAGCAACUCACUCCCCAGAGAAGGCCCACCAUAUGGUGGACUGUAGGCUUUGAGUGAGUGACGCUAGUUGCUUUCCUGUGUUUGCUCAGAAAUCUUGGCUUUAGCGCUGUGGGAGAAUAGAAUUCGGAGGACUCUAUGUGGCUCUGGCAGGCCUGUGAGCUGUUGCAGUGGAUUUUUCAGUGAUGCUUAGAGUUGACCUCCCCAGGAUCCCUUGAAUACACAGUAACUGCCAACUUUAUUAGGAGGUGAGUUAGACCAUGAAUCAUACUGUAUUAACUCCCUUAAGAUCUUGCAGUUUCUCCCCUCACAACAGGACAAAGUCCAAAUUCACUGCCGAGACACAUUGUAAUGGUGUUAUCUGCUUUUGCCAGCUUCCCCAACCUUAUUUGUAACCAUUUCUGUUCUCAUUGAGGCUUCUUUGCAGGUCCUUAAUCACCAUGCUCUUGCCUCUCAGGGCAUUCUCAGGGUGUCUGUUUCCCUGGUGCUCAGGUGUCUAGGAGGGUGUGAGAAGACUCAAGAUCACCUAUUUGCACUUUGGCAAGUGGCUUUCUGUAUUGACAGUUCUUUUCUCCCAUCCCUUAACCUGUGUGGGUCUUGUCUGCUCUUCUCUGUCAUUAUAGCUCCCCACACGCCACCCCCUAGUUCACAGCUCUGUUCGAAUGUGCUGCCUUGGGCUAGCAGGCUUUAGUCUGGGAAAGCAAGACAGAUACUUGCUGAGGGAGCACUGGAUUCUGUUUGAUUUUAGACUAGUAUCCUAAAAGGAUUUAUACCACUUCCUUUUGUUUGUUCUCUCAUGGUAAUUAAUGAACUUUGCCCCGCCCCCUUUAACAAUGACUAAGUAACAGGAUCCUAACCAAGUCUGUGUUUGUGUUGUGUAACUAUUUCCUAUGAGGAUUGAAACACUCCAUCCUAUAGGAAACUCCUAAAGUAGGAAGGUAAGCAACUCAAAAUAGCUUCAGGAAGUUCCUGAAACUGAACAGAAUGGCUAGGCCCCUUCCUAACAGAGUAAACAAUAAAAGCUGAGGGUGCCCCUCAGACAGAGGAAGCUGAGCUGUCAGAAAGACUAUCAGGAAAAGAGUUACCUCCAUGGAAGAUACAGAAACCAGCCAGAUUGCCUAGAAGAGGUUUAGAACGACAGAGGCACUUGGAAAGGAUGCUCACAAACCUGCAAGCUAUCCAGUGUGCUCUGGGUUCAAUGUAAGCUGUCACCCUAUGCUUGUUAAUAUUCAUUUAAAGUUUAGACUUACUAUGCUUGAGACCUAAAAACAAAAGUGCCUUUCAUAUGUUAGCCUUAUACAGGCUGCACCCUAUCUGUCCACUUCCCUUUUUUCCAUAGAGGUUGAAGACUAUUCUUAAAUUGAUAGAUAUUGUAAAACUUGCUGUUCUAGCAAGAUAAGUCUAACUGGUAUUUAUGCUUUUCCAAUCAAACUUGCUUACUCUGCUCAAUAACCAGGACAGCUGCCAGACAUAUAUGUUAAAAUUAGAACCUGCCUCCACAUAAACAGAAUGCAUGUAAUCUUGUGGUUUUUGACUUUAUAACCCUUGUAAGUUGUGUUAUAAGCUGAUCUGGCUAGCUGCUACAUCUGGGGAAUGCUCUUGGUUGAAGUCCUGGUACCAUGAGGAUCUGGCACCAGUAUUCAAUAAAGUCUAUUAUUAAAAUGUAUUCAUGGUCAUGGUGAAUCUCUGAGUGUCCCAGACCCAUAAGGACUCAUGCUAGGCUGGACCUUAGCAAUGCAGCUGUCUUGGAGUCACUGUUGCUUCUGUAAGUAACCCUGUACCCAUAUUCCUAUAAAUGACCCCAAUAAAACUCAUUGGUUCACCAGGUUAGACUUUGGGGCCAUUUUUACUUUGGUCUGUCAUAGGUUUUAUCUCUGGGUGUGAGUAGAUGUGUGUUUUGUGUCUCACAGGAAAAGUUCAGUCACAAAACACUCUGCUUCUGGCACUUGAGAUACACUUAGCAUUGUGUUAAUGUGCUGUGGUGGUUUGAAUAUGCUUGGCCCGUAGGGAGUUAGGAGGUGUGGCCUUGUUGGAGGAAGUGUGUCACUGUAGGGGUGUGCUUUGGAGGUCUCCUGUGCUCAGGUCCACCCAUUGAGUAAGAGAACUUUCUCUUAUCUGUCUGAGGAAGACAGUCUUCUCCUGGUUCCUUUCAGAAUAAGAUGUAGAACUCUCAGCUCCUCCAGCGGAAGGUAUGGCCCAGAUUAAAGGUGUGUGCCUCUACACCUGGACCCAAGCUGUUCGUUCCUUGUAGCUUGCCCUGCCCCAGGCUGGCCUUGAUUUCUGAGAUGUGAAUUUCCUUGAACACAGGAUUUAGUUUCAUUCUGUUGAUGGCACACUGCGUGUUUGUGUUUAGAUUAAUAGACAUAUUUGCUUGGUGUCCUAUUUGUAGAUUCCCCAUGUUCUUGGAAUCAGUGACAGGUAAAGGGUGAGGCUCCUCCCCACAUCCUCUGGUGUAGAUCUUCAAAGUCUUUGCUACUGUGUGCUGCUCUCCCAGUUUUUAGCAGGCAUAUGUGAUGUCUCCAGGCAGCGGUUCUCGACUGCCUGCUGUCUAAAUCUAUAGAAGGGUGCAACAGGCCAGGAUGCCUUGGACUUGGUGUUCUCUCCCUUUUCUGGGAGGUUUCAUUUGAUGGCCAUUGUCUACCCAAUGCCCUGUGUUGAGUUCAGAGGGCCGAGAGGGCUUGAGGUAGGGCCAUGAUGUCUUGUCCAGACCUUCAUAGAGCCCAGUGCUCAUACAAGAACACCUCGCAUGAGGUUGGGAAGCAGCAGAGGCUGAGGUCCAGUGGAUACAGGUAAGGUAUAGCUGAAUGUUGCCCUGUCUGAUCUGCCCACUCCAGGCUGGGUAGGUGACUCUGGUCAUGUUAGGGAUGGUCAGAGGUGUCUGACAAAGGGUCAGCCUGCUUCCAUUUGGGAGUCCCCAAGGGACAGUAGUGACUUUUCAGAAAGAAAGUGUGGCCAUCAGUGGGCUAGUAAGAUGGCUCAGUGGGUAAGGAAUUGAAUGUCCAAGCCUGGAAAGCCAUGAGAAGCUGACUGGGUAGAACCAGUUGUACCAUUGUCCUUUCACCUCCACGCAUGUGCUGGGAUUCACACCACCCUCAUCGUGUAACACACACACCCAUCUGUGUACACACAUCAUGUACACACUCACACACCACACCACACACACCAUACCCCCACCACACACACACACACACACACACACACACACACACCUGUAACCCAUCCCCAUCGUGUAUACACACAUACAUACACACAUCUGUAACCCCCCUGGUAUGGUAUACACACAUACAUACACACAUCUGUAACCCCCUGGCAUGUGCCCACACCCCCACACACACUCAUACCAUGUACACUGGCACUGGCACCCCUCCAUCCAUAACCCCCCCCAUCAUGUACGCAUACACACAUACCUGUAAACCCCCAUCGUGUAUACACACACAUGUGUAUGCACACACACUGGCAUCAUGUAUGCUUGUACUCACACACCCCCAUCAUGUACACUUGUGCUGGCACACACACCCUCAUCAUCCGUCACAUACACUUGAACUGGCACUCCUUCCCCUGACCCCAACAAGUGUCCUAAAUAUCUUGGGUAUUGCUUUUAUCCCUUUCAAAGAGAGCUCAGAUUAGGGAAAAGUUUUGAUAGUUGAAUAGCUCCAGUAGUUAAAAACCUAAACUGUCUAUCCAGAACCCAUCCUUUUGUGUAUUCUGGCAUGCGGUUAUCUUCUUCUGACUUUGACUUUAACUGAUUGUCUCCUGAAGGUGUGAAAUUAAAGCCGUGUUCUCUUUCAGUCUCUGCUUUGGAUUGUCUUUGAUACCCCGUAGUUUCAGGUUAUUUCUAAAGUUUACCUAAGAAAACGUUGGAUGUCAAAAGUAGCCAGUAGUUCUCUGUAAUUGGGUAGGAUUGUAAAACCCAGUGCUGAGUUCUUACAAGAGGUUUCUAUGUAGGUGUGUUUUCUAGCAUUUAUGAACAAACGCUGCUUGCGUGGCCCUCUCUGGCUUCCUCUAGAAUGCUUGCUCUGGCAUUUCAGUCUGGGAGAGUCUGCCCCGAUCUAUGUGAUUAAUGGCCCGUUGUCCCCUCUUUGAACUUUAUCUCCUUGGUCUCCUUUGUCCAUCCCCUGUGUCACCUGACACUUUCCACCAGUUCACUGGUUCAUUGCUUAACUCUUUGACACUUUCAUCCAACGGUGGGGAUAUCACGUAUCUCCUUUAAAAGCCUCUCGACUGUGUGCUCCUUCACUGCCCAGAGUGAUUUCAAAUUAACAUUCAUUGUAUGCUGCCUUUGUUGGGAGUCUGUUGGUCAAGAUCAUCUCAAUGGUAAGAUUGGGGUGCCUGUAACUUUGGGAGGGAAAAAAAACCACUGCCCAUUGCUUUCACUGUAAGCGUAUCUGGACGGCGACGCAAUCGGUUUAAAGUAGUUGUGGAGUUUUUCAUUGUUUAAUUUCAUCAGGUAUAGCCAUCUUGGGAUGUGGGUUUUUCUUAUGAAUUUUGAUUGACAUGCCCGGGCUGCUGUGUGGAGGGAAAGGAUAUGCCGGCUAGUGACAAGGACACUCCGGGAUAAAAAGAGUACAAGGGGCAGAAACCAAUCAAAUGCAGACAAUCAGAGAUACAACAGAAACAUUUUAAUCUGUGUGUGUGUGCAUGCACACACGUUGUGUACCACAGGAAAUCCUAGGAAUACAGAUGUGUUCAGUGAGGUUUAGCUUUUAACUAGACUGCAACUUAAUUUUAAAUGUCUUUUGUUUAUAUGUCAGAAUGUCAAAAAGAAACUUCUGAGAGAGGAUGCCCUGGGACUUUGGGUGUGAUUGACACUUGAGACAGCCCUGGGACAACGUUUGGUGGGGCUAUUGCCUUGAUCUACCUCAUAGUUGGGCAGCCUGGAGAACCGGAACAUCAACGACUUCCAAGGAAGGUUGUUGCAUGAGGCGUUUUGCUCAGCUGCACAGCCAACACCAUUCUGGAGUGGUCCACUGUCUUAAUGAUUCACGCUCCCUGCAUAGCUAGAUUUCCCCAGGGUCUGUGUUCACUCAUGGCAGACCACAUGGAAAUGCCCCUUCAGGACACCAAGGUACCAUUUAAUGAACUGUUCCAUUAGUGCUGUUUAAUAACUAACAAUCCUGGUGCAGUAAGUGGUAUUUAAUUACUGGCUUUUUGAGCCACCAGGGAACCAUUGAGUAAUUACUGCUUCAUUGUCAUUUAAUAAAUUUCACUCUUGUACAUUAAAUAGCUCUGAGCAAUAACUCACUGCCUAGUCCCCAGGGACAUAAAUAAGUUAAUGCUCCUCGUAGAGAUGUGUCUGUGUCGUAGAGACCAGAUGGCCACUUCCUCAUUGGUAGAGUAAAGGUCCCUGGACUUUGGUUUCAUAGAGCAGUUUAACAAAAUGCCCAUAGGCUGACAUAGGGUUAUUGACUUAAUUCUGUCAAGUUUUAUUUCCUGUAAGAGACCUAACUCAGGUUCACCUUCAGGGCUUCUGGACACUCAGUAAGCGUCGUGUGAACUGAACUGAUCUCUGUAUUUUAGGCCAGAAUUUUUGCUGUUGGUAGACAGUAAUUUUGUUACUAUUUCAUAAGACCUUGUCCUGGAGAUGCUAACUGUGUAGCAUGUGUUGCUGGGUGUGGCUGCUGAAGAUACUGUACAUCAUGUUGGGAUCAUGUGGAUUAGAUGAACAGUGUAGCUCAAAGCUGCAGAAGAACUCUGGAGUAGAUUGGAUGGAGCCAUGAUUCCCCUGUGGAUUAUCUGAAAUUAUUAUUCUUAUUAUCUGAGGGGUUUCAAGAUACAGAUGCAGAGUCUGCAGGUUGUGGUGUCUUCUUUUCAGAUCAAAGAGAACAUGCAUCCAUAAGAACGAUUUAUUUUAAAUGAAGCUUGAAAAGCCCACCUUCUCAGCCACGUUGCCAGGUCUGUUGGAAGAUACUUGCUGGAAUUCCAUCCAGUUCAGGGCAGCUAGUGGCUGUGGAAGUGACCGUUACAUCCUGCUGUAUCUUGAAAGACUAUGAAGGAAGAGUUGAUAGCCCAUGUUUGAGGGGAGUCCCCUGGGCUGCCCCAGGCCUCUGCCAGACCAUCAUUUCCUAAGAUGUGGGCAUCGGCGUGGCUCAGUCUGGGCUGUGUGUCUACCUGCCUCAUUCCUCGUGCCCAGUAGCUUUUCGGUUGCUUAUACCAGAAUGGUCUUGUAGAAUGCUUGCCAUUUAGCAUGCAAGGAGAAGAGAACAGCUCAUUCUAACACUUUUCAUUGAACUUAUGUUAGAAAUAUAGUUUAUACUUGAUAUCGUGAUUUAAAUGUCUAGAUUAGGAGCUUAUAAGACAUACAUUCUACAGUAGGGCUUUGUAGUGGAAGAAAGGGGAAUAUCUCAUUGUCUUCUGAUAGAGCAAAAUGGAGCUCACUGAUUCUGCCCGCCUCGCUGGCCAGCAAGGGGUCUGUUAGGCACACAGGUUAAUUUAACCCAGUGUCAAACUAUAAGACUGUAAAUUCGGCGCUCAGACAUGGAGCUAAGUUCAUCCCUCUAGGAGAGUCACCGCAUCUUUUUUAAAAUUAAUUUUUAUUUAAUUUUAUGCCCUUGGUGUUUCUAUCUGUAUUUAUCUCUGUGUGAGGGUGUCAGAUCCCAGACAGUUAUGAGCUGCCAUGUGGUUGCUGGGAAUUGACCUGUGCUCCUCUGGAGAAGUCAGUGUUCUUAACCACUGAGCCUUCUCCUCCAGCCGAGUCACAUGGUUUAGUUGGAGGGAUUUAGAGCGUUCCUAAAUGCUGGGCGUAGGACCUAAGUAGAGGAGGAAGGGGACGCCUCCUGAGGGCAGCUGAUGUGAGAGUGCACUGUCUUCUACCCCUGGGAAGCAGCUGCCUUUACUUUAAAGCCAGACUUCUCGCAGCUCAGAAGAGCAGGCAUCAUGCCAGUCUUCCGUUGGAGUGUGUGUGUCAAGCUGUCUUGAGUGUGAGCGUCCCGCAUCUCACGGGAACCCAUGUAGAGUCUCUUCCGACUUUUCAUCCAGUUGUUGUUCUGCUGGAGUAUCACAACUCCAAGAGCAGUGCUCUGUGGUCACCCCCAUCGUUGGGUUUGAUGUUCUAUCUCUGUGGGAAUGAAGGUCUUAUCGUUUUAAGUGGUGGGUGGAAACCACUGCUUUUAAGAUGCUUGCCUGUGUUGUAAUCCGACACACCACACAUCUGCAUUAGCCAUAGUCUGCUCAUUUUGAACAGCUCAUUUACUGGUUCAUAUUUUAUGUGUCAUUGUGUGCUUAACUCCCCACCCCCACCCCUGAACUCUUUCCAGAUUGAGGCUGUCAUAACAUCUACAAGCCAGUUACUUUACGCUUUCUAUGGGGACCCCUUCCUGGGAAUGUGUUUCUUCACAGGGAUACCUGAUAAAAGAUGGGGACUCUGUAGAUUUUGUUUCUUAUUGCUGCCUCCCAUUUGCCUCCAGUGCUCUAAGGAGAUAGAAAAGCAAGGAAAAAACACCUGGAAGGAAAAGAGAUUGUCUUUGAGGCUUGCAACCUUUUACUGGAAAGAAAAAAGAGUUUUUAGAGCACGGAGUCAAGAUUUUGUUUGCUGUGGGCUAAUCAAUAAUUUAUUCAGUUCAGUGCAGUGGUUAAGAGCACAGGCUGUAGAGAUCAAAUCCAUCAUUAAAUGCCCCCGAGCCUCCGGUUUCCAUCAUGGCUAGAUGCGUGUGCUGCCACGUUCUUUGGGUGUGUGCUGAGGUUUAAAUAAGACAACGAACUCUAAAGGAAUCGAUUGAUUGUCGCAGAGCCAAGCUCAUGAGCAGAGCUCAUAAAUUAGAGUUAAGAGAUUUGUUCUGGCUGGGGGCCCGUGGCAUUAGACCUCGGAAUUUGGCUUCAGAUGGGGAUUGGCACAUCUGUUCUUUGUGGCCAUUCUUCAUGGCUGUGCGUGGCCUUGAGCCUUCCCGGUAUGUCCACUGAAUUUGCGAUCUGAGUUGCUCUGCCAGGACAAGUGCUCAGGCUUGUGUGUGAAUUAAUACUGAUGGUGAAGGGAGACUCCCCUAAGGAGAAGCACUUUUCCUUUAAAGACACAGAAAUAAGGAUGACAUCAUCCAGGAAGUGUCAACCAGGUUUAUGAGCAAACUUUGACCACAUUCCCCUGACACCAGGUUGUUUUGUUUGGGUAAAAGCAAAAGGGAGGCUUGAGAGGCCUGUGAUUAUUUCAACCUUGUUACCUCAUUAGCCUGAAUCAAAUGCUUCUAUGGGCACCUGGGGAGCUGUCUCAGGGGUUAGGACACUUGCAGGUCAUCCAGAGGACCCGAGUUCGGUUCUCAGCACCCAGUUAGGUGGCCCUACAACUGCCUGUAAUUCCAGGCAGAUCUGACACCCUCUUCUGACCUCCAGGGGGCACCUACACACAUGUGGUUUAUGCUCACACACAUAUACAUGUCUACACAUACAUAUGAAAUAAAAAAGCGUCUAAAAAGCUGUUGGACCCAGGGUUUGUGCAGAUUUGCCGUGUCAGUGUGUUUGGUGAUCUUACUGGAUUUAGUCUGUACCUGUUUACUGUGAAGCUUAAUGUGUCCUCCUUUGAAAGAUCUGCCCUUUGAGACCUCAUAUGAACAACAAUGCCAAGCAACCAGAGCUUCCAGGGACUAAGCCACACUACCUAAAGACUAUACAUGGACUGACCCUGGACUCUGACUUCAUAGGUAGCAAUGAAUAUUCUAGUAAGAGCACCAGUGGAAGGGGAAGCCCUUGGUCCUGCUAAGACUGAACCCCAAGUGAACGGGCUUGUUGGGGGGAGGGCGGCAAUGGGGGGAGGAUGGGAGGGGAACACCCAUAUAGAAGGGGAGGGGGAGGGGUUAGGGGGUUGUUGGCCCAGAAACCAGGAAAGGGAAUAACAAUGGAAAUGUAAAUAAGAAAUACCCAAGUUGGGGUUGGGGAUUUAGCUCAGCGGUAGAGCACUUGCCUAGCAAGCGCAAGGCCCUGGGUUCAGUCCCCAGCUCCGGAAAAAAAAAGAAAAAAGAAAAAAAAUUAAAAAAAAAAAGAAAUACCCAAGUUAAUAAAGAUGAAGCGCGCGCGCGCGCGCGCACACACACACACACACACACACACACACACACACACACACAAAGGAAAGAAAGAUCUGCCCAAGUCAUAGGACCCUUUAGCACCAUGAAUUCACAUCGUUAAGAGAGGACCUACCCUGGGCAGGGUCCCGUCUGCCCUGAGACCUGCCUUCUCAUCUGUGACCUUGUGAGUGUGGUAGUGUCCGCUCAGUACAGCUUGAGGCAAGCCAGAUCACCUCCCGAAAGUGAAGGCGUUUGUUCUGUCUUCCUUCCCAUCCCGGAGAAGUCCGGGGUCCAGGUUUUCGUCAUUCUCCAUGACUCACUGGGCCAAACGGUCAGGGUUGUUUUAAUUAAUUGUCUUUUCACAGUUUCCCCUCUGAGGCUUCCCAGCCCCUGAUCUCUCAACUCCAGUGCCCUCUUGGCCUGCAGGGUCAUUCAUUCUGAUGGGAGUUUGGAACAAAUGGCUCAGGGCGGGCUUAAGGGUGAUUCCCUUUACUUUCUAGUGUUUUCAGAGCUUCAGUUGGCUUUUAAAGGAUGGUUAAUUUCAGGUCAGAUGCUGGCCAAGAUAAAAGCUCGGCCUGGUCAUCUGCUAUUUUGUUCCGUUGUGGGAAGCGUUUUCUCAGCCAGAGCCUGCAUUUCAGGUAAUGGCUUCCUACGCUAGGAACCUCUCUGGCAGGACGGAGAGAGUGGGACCAUUGGGUGGUUAUUUGCCUCCUUGAGAACCUUAGGAUUUGAAGCCUGAAAAUCAGGAAGUGGAGGAGUCAUCUUUUGACCUAGAUUAUUCCCCGCCCCGUCCUCAAAUGGAGAGCAUGUGAUUGUCCCUCACUCCAGAGCUUUGCCGUGGCAACGAGUGACAUCUACUUAGGUCAUUUAACAAGAACGUACGCGCGAUCUGUUUUUGGGAGGGUCUGUAUUUAAAAGAUUCAAGGUAGAAAUGGUUUUGGGAAUUUAGCUGGUCGCACACCGUCAACUCGAGUCAUUUGCAGUAACUUUCUCAGCCAGUGGAUGCUGCCCCACCCUUGCUUCCCUGGGGUGGCACUUGGAAGAGUUUGAGUAAGUUUGCGCCUUGUUCAUCUGUGAGGAGAGUGGAGGGGCGAAGGCCACAGCUCAUGAUUUCUAUGGUGACCAAGAAAGACUUCUUUCAGACAGAAGUUUCUCUCAAGACAAUCACUUCAGCUUGUCUCUUCUAGUUGUCAAAGGAGGACUCUUGAAAUCACCGAUAAUUAGGGGACAGUUUGAAAAGCCUGAAGUAGUUACACAGGCAGACAGUUGUGUUCGAUUGAGGCCACUUCUGUCUUCUAUGUCAUUUCCUGUGCCAGGCCACCACCAGGUGAAGUCCCGAGGCUAGCUGGGAAGCUCUGUGCUUACUAUUCAUUUAAUCUUUGGACUUGCCGGCAGGGCCCAUGAAGAGACACGGUAGUCUUUUUAUGAUAACACUUUGCCUGGCUUUUAUUUUAUUUUAUUUUAUUUUAUUUUCGAGGUGGUAUUUCACUAUGUUGCAGAAGCUGGCCCCAAACUCCUGAGCCUCCAGUGAUCCUCCUGCCUCAGCUUCUUGAAUGCUCGGACUACAUUCCAUUCACAUGUGUAUUAUUAUAAUCUCUGGGCACAUGGUAUGGGGUCCCUGGUCUCAGAUGAUACUUGUUUGUGUAACUAAGUCAGGAUUACCUCAGAGGUAACAUUCGGCAGUGUUCUUCAGACGUGGCUUUGGUUGUCAAGUUCUAGUGAGUAACUCAUUAGUAAGCCGGGCAUCCUGGAAGUUGAUUCAUUAUGUUUGGGAUGAGAGGGUGGAAAAUAGGUGUCUGGUGAUACAAAUACAUCUGAAACAUACAGCCACUGAAUUAAUUCCUUCACAUAUCUAUCGCUAGAGUUCAGGGCCCACACUGCUGCUUACUUACAACUCUUCCCAUGCGACAUAUCAUAAUGCACAUUUGCUAAACAGCCAGUGAAUGCGUGGCCCUUACUCUCCCGCCCCCCUUCUCAACUUCUCCUCUGCUCUCUGCUUUUAGGACUGAAGAGGGAGUGGAGGAGGAAACAUUGUAUCUAGAGGUUUCUUCUUUCUCAAGCUUCUUCCCGCUGCCUCCCCUGACCCAUUGCAAACUUCGCAUACUGUGAAGCCAUUCCACUUGACAACACUUGGACCCACUGUGUCUGCUCUUUUUCCUGGCUUCUGUACUCUAUAGAGAGAUAUUGAAUUUUCAGGAAAAACCUCCUGGGGACUGGGAAAAAAUGGGAAAAAAAAAAGACAAGAUUCCAACUUUUAUCCAAUAUCUUGCUGCCAUUCUCGAGUUCCCGGGAAGGAAGCAGGGAAGAGGUGGCAUCCUAAGUUGUCUGGAUGGUACAAGGCUGCAUUGGGCUCACAGUUAAUUCUCCCUGCCUGCUGUCACUGCGGCCCAUUUAGCUCUGAUCUCUGGGAUGGGCGCUAGAUCAUCUGUGAGUUUCCCAAAUUCUAUGGUGAUUGCCAUAUGCAAACAGUGUCUGAGAACUCAGGUAGGCAGCUUAUUCCCAAAAUUAUGGUUUGUCAAAGAUUCGUUUGUGGUUUAUUUAGCUAAUGGUUAUGAAUUAAAUUCUUGUACGGGCUUAAAUUCGUUUCGUAUGAACUGACCGGCUGUGAACCACGGUUAGGCUCACAUAAUUCUUAUAGUUUAACAAGAAGACAGCCAACUUGGAGAGAACAGUCAGCAUUGUCAUAAGGGUAAGGACUCGGUUGCUAGGCCUUGGGUUUUACAAAUGAUGCCCAUCCAGCUUCAGAAUGAGGGUGCUGGGCCACACCCCACAUUCACUUUCUAAGAGUUUCCUUCAGCUACUGAAUUGCUACACAGGUUCAGGGAUUAUGAGAGGGAGCAGGGAUCUGUGAACAGGUUCCGACUAUUAUGUGGCACUUUUAUGUGGAGUUGGAGUUGGAGUUGGAAUGGUUGGGAAAGGAUCACAGGUUUACCUAAGAAGGGUCCACUCAAUCCCCUGGUCUCACUUGGUUGACGUCAUGAGUAUUUGUGAGUGGCUUCUUACCCUCUUGAGAUGGCUUGUGCCGGAUGAGCUCAUGUUUCCCACAAGCCCUGUCUUUCAGAAUCAGAGCCUUCUGUAUCUUCCUUGAGAUGUAAUCUAUAACUGCCCAGAUUCCAAAUUCAAUUUCCAGUGACUCCCGUCUGGCUUUUACUGGAGUCAUAAUGAUGUUUUGGAAGGAAAGAAGGAGAGAUAUGUGGUCCGAUGUCAUUGAUCAUUUACUGUAAUUCCCAUAAUCCAUUUCCUCAGUUUGAAACAGCCACAGUGGUCUGCUUCCUCUGGGUUUUUAACUGAUAAAAGAAUGCUUCAACUUUUGUGUCGGAUACAAUCAGGGACAGAUUUACUUUAAAUCAACUAAAAGAAAUAUUGGUCACUGUCACUCCGUCCCCCUUCCUCCCAGACCCUUCUUUGCCAGAAGUGCUCACAGUUUGACUUUCUUCUCGCUCUUUCCUUGUCCAGCAUUCCCUCCAAAGAGAGGCUAUCAAAGGAAGAAAGAAUGACAUCCAUUUCCUCUGGUACCACCCUGAACAGUCAGGAGUGUUUGUGUGUCUUGUUGCCUGUCUCGGGGACCCCUUCCACCAAGACGACGAGGGCUUAUAGGUCCCUGGUGACCGAUCUGCCCAUUCAUCCCGUUAGAGUUGCUUCAAGCACUGACGUGGCGUCAACUGCAUUUGACCUGGUGCUGUGAAUUCAAGCCAACAGCUGACUCGCGAUUUCAGAUGCUUGGUUCGUGUUGUAGUUGAAGUGUUCUGUGAGGAAAAUAGAGAAGUCUGUUGUGUAAGUGUAGUCCAUGCCCGGGAGGGAGAAUCCCUGUGUCUUGAGAAGAGGCUGGAUGUCUGCUCGUCAUGGACGUUCCUUUUUUUUUUCCUUUUGCCUCGGAUCCUGGUUGGAAGUGCGUCUGGGAAACGUCCAUCAGUCCAUGUUUAGGUGGUCGCUGAUUACUUACCUGUUUCGAGUGUGAAUUCAAAAGAUGCCUGGUAGAGAGUUUGUUCUCUGGUGUCUGAGACAGAAUGGUUGGUGAAGGGGAGGGAGAGGAGAGGGAAAGAGCACAGAGCCAGACCCCGCUCAGUAGGCUGAGCUCGUCAGCUGCCUUUUCCCUGCCGUUGACAUGUGACAUGCACUUCAUAUUCUUCCUUUGGAGGCUGUCCAUUCCAUAUGUGAUUUAGUAAUUUUGGAAUGUUUGGCUUUCUAGAAUCAAACGGACUCUUGUCAAUGUCAGGGUUUUUGUUUUUUGUUUUUUUUUUUUUUUUGAUUUAUUUAUUUAAUUGUCUUCAACUUUUGCACUGUAUUUUUUUUUUUUUUUUUUUGGUUCUCUUUUUCGGAGCUGGGGACCGAACCCAGGGCCUUGCGCUUCCUAGGCAAGUGCUGUACCGCUGAGCUAAAUCCCCAACCCCUGCACUGUAUUUUUAAGUGAAAUAUUCUACUGACUUGUAAAUAUGUCCCCUCUUGUGUUUUUGGAAUCUCGUGCUUACAUAUCCCGGGAGAACACUUAAACUAUGGAAUCCCUUCCCAAACCGUGAAGAGAAAGACUAUAGGAUUUGCUGGGCCUCUCUGAGCUAACAUUGUGCUUAAACCUAUCACUAUUACUGUGUUAUUGUAGAAGUUAGGCUAAUUUGUUUAGAUGGUGAUUAUGUACUAGAUACCUGGGGGAAUAAUAGCAUCUAUUUAUGUGUGUGUGGCAGGAGGGGUUUUGCGCCCGCACACACACAAUAUGAAAAACUAACACUUCAUCUAGUGGCCUUGUAGUUACUAAGUGGCCAAUGUAGCCUGAGUUAAGACUUGAAGGAUAUCUCUAUAGACUGCCUCUCCUUAGGGGAGCAGGGUUAAACUUCUCUGCACUGCUAAAGGUCUCCAUAGCGCUGUACAUGUCUAGUGAUAUAUAAAUGUGCUUUCUCUCAGAGAUGUGGGGUUGCACAAUUGCUAAGAGCAGGACAAGUGUCUGACCCUUAUGCUGACCAGCUCUGAAAUGCUGGGCAACUAAUUUAAUCCUUUCACAUCUGAUCAUCUCAUCAGUGGGGAAGACGGUGCCCAUAACUGGGUGAGUUCCUAUCUCUGACGUUGUUAUUGGAUGGCUCGUGAGAAACUCUUUGCAAGCGCUUGCCGCUGUUGCACACAUUUUUUGGAAAGCAAUCAGAAUGAGAUCACUCUCUUAUCUUCUUGCUUCCUUGGGCCAGCCAGAUGUACUCAUUCUGCCCGUGAGAGGGAAGGACCAGGGCACAGCUAUGGCCAGUAUGUGAGGGUGAACCCUGGUCCAGUCCUUCUGCUCUGAGCUAUGCAUGGAGUUCCUGAUUUCUACCACACACACACACACACACACACACACACACACACACACACACACGUGUGUGUUCAUCUCUGGUCCUCUCGCUUCUGCAGGUUGCCGUCUCCCCUCAAUGUCUUCUCCUCUACCACACAUGCUAUUAAAGACAACGCUGCUCAUUCAAACAUUAACUUACUAUCCAAGACUGUUUGUUAUUCGAACUGGCGUGGGCACCCUGGCUUAUUAUGAAUUGUAAUAAACCCAGUCUGAGGACCUCAGAGAGUAUUGUUUUAAAAGCACUUUAAACAUUGUGUGCAUUAAAGGGGCCCGAGGAGAGUAGCAGGCGUCUUUCAUGCCUCAGGCUCAGACUGAAAAGUAUGGAUAGAAAAACCAGCCCAGGAAUCUCAAGGGACUUAGCUCUUACCCAUCAUGCUUCCCGUUCUGUAAUCCUGGGGUCCCGGAUGUUUGGCUCCGUGUCAUACUUGAAGAUAGUAGAUUGCUUUGGUGGUGGUGAUGGUGGUUGGGGGUUGGUUGGUUGUUUUGGUUUGGUGGUUUUGCUGUUGUUUGUUUGUUUUUUUUUAAAUUGCCAUGAGGAAGACAAGUGAGUUCAGCCUCUUUGACAAUCACCACACUCCCCUCAGAAGGACUUGCUGUGAGAAACAGCAGACCCCCCCACCCCCUCAGUGCCCACGUGACUGUCAGCCUGUCAGGGGCCCACUAUGGCUGUAGAAUGAUGCUUCUUAACUGGCAACUGUUGUACUUAAAAUUAAUUGGGGGUUUUUACUCCACUUUGGAUCAUUUAGCUCCCAGGUAAAAGACACAAAACCUAUAUAUUUAUACUAAGUCUUAAUAGCAUUUGAGCUGGACAGAUAUCAACUCUAUGCUGUCUACUUCCCUGUCAGUGACCCUGAGAUGUAACUUGCCUUGUUUCCACCUGGAUUGCUUUUACUCCAGCAGGCGGGCCCUCAUGGCCAUGUGAUCACCAUUCACCUACUCCAUGGCAUCGUCUCUCCUCUCUUCCUCUCUGUCCUCCUCACGGUCGAUGUCUCAGACUCCAAGCCCAGCCGAUCUCUUUUCUGCCCAGCUAUAGGCAUCUUUAGGCAACCUAUAAUUUUAAAUUAAGGAGCAAGGUUACGUAGCAUCAUUUGGUGUACAGGAGGAUCUCCUGGUCCCUGAGGCAACCAGACCUUUAGCAUUACAAUGCACAGCAGUGGACCAAACCUCUACAGGCCACCUGCAGCAGCUGAGAUUAUCUGUAGAUUACCAAAACCAGGUGUGGAAAGAGCCUGUUGUCUGUUCUUCCUCCCCCCCUCCCCCUCUCCUCCCCCCUCCCCUUCCUCCCUUCCUCCCUUCCUUCCUUCCUUCCUUCCUUCCUUCCUUCCUCCUUCCUUCCUUCCUUCCUUCCCCCUCUUUCUCUCCCCGUCUCAUUAUAUAGCCCAGUCUUGAACUCCAGAUUCUCCCGGCUUAGCCACCCAAGUACUGGGGCCAUUUUCCCUCUUCAGUAGUGAUAAAUGACACGUAGCGCUCAGUGCAGCAUUUGACGUGUGAGACACGGAGCUUAUUGUAAAUUAAAGUAAGAGUGAAGAAAGCAGACAGUGCUUAAAAAGAGCUUCUGGAGUACGCCAUCAGGGAAUCUUCCACAGAGAGGGAAGGUUGAAGAGUUCUGCUUCCCCCCAUGAGGUGGAGACUUUAAGCAGUUUGUUCUAAGCUGUAGACAUCACAGAAGAGGCCAGCCUGGGUUGGCACUGACUUUUUGCACACCCAUCAUGUCUUCAUGAGGGAGAAAUUCUCAGCAGCUCUUGUGCGUGGCUCUGCAGAGCUUCCUCCUCCUGUGCCUCUGAGGGAGGUCCUGUCUGCUGUACUUGAGCUGUAGCGACAGAGUCCCUUGUUAUCUCUCCACUCUCCCAGAACCCCACCGCGGGGAUCCUCCUACCACACCUUCCCUUGGCCUCUAGCUGCAGGUUACUGUUGCUUGUUGAGAAGAACACUGUUUUGCUGGCUAAUAAUAAGCCCGCUUGACCACGGGGAAGAGAUCACCAGAUGGCAGUGGUCUGAAGCGAAGCAUGUCUUCUCAGUUACUUCCCAGAUGCUGUGUGGGUGCACCCUUCACAGCUGUCUUGUUCAGGCUCUUUGUCUUGGGUUCACUUAGGAGUCAGCUCUUGGCCCACCCGCCAUAGUUCAUUCCAGUUGUGUGUGCCCAACAGAACUGUCGGAAGAUGCACUAGGGGGUGCGCGCUGCCGUUGUUCUAACUGUUCUGCCUGUGCUGCUCAACGAACCAGUUUGCUUUUCACUCCACAUCCCUGAAGGCAAGGCUUCCAUUGGCUUCUUAUCUUGCACAAUACUUGGUUUUAACAAGCCUAAUUAUUUCAAGGCACAUCUUGUUUAAUAAACACCAGAAAACCAGGAAGGCAGCAGUGGCGAUGUUAAGGACUGUGGUGCAGACAGGAUGGCGAACACUUGCUUCGCCUGGCCAUUGGAUUCAUUACGUGGUUGAAUUUUCCUUCACCAUCCUAUUUCUACCCCGGCCACACCGCCUUGCAGUAUGAUUUUAUUGAAAGGUAAUGGCAAAUUGUGACUGUGUUCUCCACUAGGGCUUUAAUAGUUUAUUCCCAAAUGUAAACGUCUUAGUAAGCCUUCAGUGUGGUGACUCAUUAGUUUGAUGAGGAAAAUGUCCUAAUAAAGAAACUGUAAGUGGUUUCAAAAGCUGCAGAGGGAAAAAUGUUGGGGCACUUGAGGUCAACUGCUCCCCCCUGUUCUUUGGAUCUCAUUUGGUGUUUGCUCAUGGGAACAGACAGAUUGGUCUCAGGGGUGAUCUGUGUCUUUCUCUUCCAUGGACGCUUCAAUUCCUGAGUUUCCUUCUGUAUAGGCAGAGACCGAGGAUGAGAUUUCUGUCAGUUUUUCCUCUACAAGUGUCCCAGGGUUGGCAGUGGGUACAGCUUGGUUGUAUUGGAGGUAAAGGGUCGAUGAUGGCUAAAUAGACCAUCUAUUGCUCGUCUGAGCUGUCUAGCCCGAGGUUACAUAGGCAGAACCUGUAUCAUCCACUUGCACAAAGUCUCUUGGCGCUAAUAGGAUUUUACGUUGCUCUACGUAAGUUUGCUAAGGCUAAAUGUGCCGGUGCAUUUGAUGCCAUUGCUUCCAGACCUCGUUAUAGUGCUUGUCAAUCAGGAAACACAGGGAUCCAAAUGUCACUUUCAUUGCAACCUAUCUUUAAAGUAUUGCCCUUUUCUUGUUCUGGUUACUGGCCGGGUUUUCCUGGACCAGGGGAAGAUAAAGAAGGUGCAGAGUCAUAAAGAUACAGUAGCUGUGGUGAAGCCAUGUGUGUGAAAGUGUGGGUGUUUGCACAGUGACUCAAGAGCAUGGCGUAGCAGACACACACGACAAGUUGUUUCACAGUGACGCCAGUAUAUUUCAGUUAAAUAGCUUUCUAAUGACACUCACUAACGAGACACUUUUUCUAAGCUGCGGUCUUGCCUAUACUACAGAUGAUAUUCUGAGGUAACACUCUUCGAUAUCCUGAUGGAAUUCUGAGCCCCUUUAAUUUGUAGUAAUAGGCAGAUGAGCCUGACCUAGGGGAAACAGGAAGGGUCUACCAGCAAGAUAUCUUGAGGCAAUUGUGCUAACAGUUUUGUGUGCCUUGUGGGGGGCGGGGAUGGCGCACGGUGUGUGUGUGUGUGUGUGUGUGUGUGUGUGUGUGUGUGUGUGUGUGUGUUGGUGGAAAGAGGCCAGAGCUGCUCAGAAACUGCAGGGUUGGGGAUGGAGAGGAGCCUGCCCAUCUGUUCACACCAGGUUGGGAAGGGGCAGGGCAAAGAGGUCAAGAGUAGGGUACCAUCUGAGCUGAGCUGUGAAUGAUUCAGUCCAUGUCUGUUUUGGAUCCAUAUUUCUAUAUGUUAGUUGGCUUUCUAACUUUGUAAUGAAGCUUUAACUUCCUAACUGGGAGCUGGAUAUGGUGGAAAGCCACAUCUGAGUCACUCAGACUGACUUUGAGUUCUGGUGGCCGCCUAACAACCCCUUGACCUUCCUGAACAAUUACGUAAAAAAGAUAACAAGAUCUUCCACGGGUGGCUGAUGGGAAUAAGUGAGAUGUGCACCCACGUUUACCCACCUCACGCACACCCCAAGGCGAAUGGCUUGAAAGCCAAGGAAGCACAUUUUGAAAAAAAAAUGCUUGAUAAAACAGGAAGUCGGGGUUAGUCGUGGAUGACGGGAAGGCACCAUUUGUUUGUUAAUAGUGCCGGCGUUGUUUUAAGUGCGUUCUUGCCGUUUGAUCGCUCACACAAACUGGGUUAGUAUUUCAUCCUCACCUGGCAGUCAAGAGUUCUGAGGCUACAGCAGCUACAGAGUUUUUAUUAGUCCCGUCUGCCUGGCUCCACAGUUCUUGACCCUACUAGUGGACAUCACCAAUGGUACCUCAGACCUCUACAGGCCUUCGUCUCGAAGGAACCCCCUUCUCUUUGCUCCUCAGGUGAGCAAGUGGAAUGGCUGGAGACUGGAGAAGAAAGCUCAGAUAGCCACAGGACAGCAGUAACUGCCCAGGGUUACCAACUCAUGUGUGGACAGACUGGUACUCACACUUCCUUCCCUUUGACUUUUUGUGUUUACACUGAUCAGGAAUCCUUUGAAAACUUGUUCCUGCUAAACCUUGUCAGUGUAGGACAGACACAAGGAUAUGUUAGUUGCCUUGCUAGAGGAACUCAGGUCAGAAGGGCAGAUCUAGCCCAGAGCCACAGAACUCACUUCUGAGGGCUUCACGUGAGCUGCAAAGGUAUUGAGGUAUGUGUUUUCUGGGAGCCUUGGAGCUGGGGUCCAUCUUCCCAGUUCUUCCUGAGAUUCUAGAAGUAGCAGAGGAAAGGCGAGGUGGCCAAGGCCUCCUCACUCGCCCAUGAUGCGCCUUCAAAGGAGGGCCAUGGAGGCCACACCUGGGAGGAAGUUAACAGUUCUGUCCCGGCCCCUGGGAUGAAUGACACAGACUGUCUUCCAGCACUAGCAGCUGGCUCCUUGGACAUUGGAAACAGCACAGUUUUAGAGUGUGAGCAAGAUGAGAGGCCAAGUAUCGCCCAGCCACCUCCUGGGAUACCAUGGUUCCUUAACUUCGGAUACCUGUGAUUAGGCCCAUGGCAAACAGCUGUCAAAGGCCUUAAUAAAGUCCCCCAAAGGCUCCAAAAGAGCAGCUGUGGAGUUAAAGACCUACAGUUGUCACCUGCAGUGACUUACCUGUGGGCAAGAGACAUUUGGAUUCAUGAGGGUCAAUCUCAUUUCGUAGCGGAGAUAAGGAACACAAGGGAGUAAAGAUUUAGAGGCAUUGGUCUUUUCUGUGGCUGCGUUACUAUUGUUUCCGUUUAUUCUUGGCCUACAGGCCCUUUAAAAUGAUGGAAUUCUUUCCUAAUGGCUUGGUGGCAUCGUUUGACCUAUUUACUAGGAUGGAUUUGAUUGGCUUUCUCGGCAAUAAGGAUCGCCAUGCCAGCAGAGGAAAGAAAGCAAGUCUUUGUGAACGACUUCAGCUGACCGAGGAGAAGACCGUUGAUUUUAAUUUGGUGUAUUGCUCACAAAGUUUGAGGUUUUCAGGCUGGUCCUGUUUGCUAUGUGCUCCUUAAAAUUCCGAUGUCAAGAGCUUUAGAUGACUAUUAGAAAGAAAUACUUUGAUUGUUGAUAAGGAAGGUCAAGGUUGAACAGAGUGGUCGGGGAUCAUCCAGAGUUGAUGGUUUCUGAUAGGACAGCUGGUAGGUGUCUUCCCAUCACAUAGAAACGAGCUUAUCGAGUGUAAAAGCCACUCAGUCCCCACUAGGCAGCAAAAAAAAAUAUUAAUAAUAAUAAUAUUUAAAAGAAUAUUCUAAGUGUUAGUAUGUAGAAAAAGAACAUCCUAGUUCUUGUGUGGAGAUGUCCUUUUCCAGAGCUUUCUUUAGGAAGUACGGUGUCUGCCAGGUGGAUAUAGAGAAAACCCUGAGGUAAAUAGUGGGGUAGAUCACCCCAUAAAACAUGAAAGUUUCUGGUGCUCAUGCUAUGUGGCCAAAUGUAACAGGACUUUGUUCCUUCCGGCUUUCCUCGGAGACCCUGUUAGGACACUCGCGCCAUGUUUGUGAGACUUAAUGGCAACUGCAACGAAGGGCAGGGGAAGGGACAGAGGGGAGAAGUCUGUGAGGUGUGAGCUGUGUGUGACUGCGUCCUCCUCGGCCUGGGCCUGGGCAUUCCUUACUGUGUCUGUGUGCUUCUGGAAGUCCUGUCCAGAUAACAGGAGAGCGUUUGGAAGUCUAGUGGGAUAGCAUCAAGUAGCCGUCGUCAGUGUGUAUAGACUGCUGUGCUGCUGUGAAAUCACACAUCAGAGCUGCCUGGCAAGGUGGCCCAGUGACCAGCCCCAUGUCAGACAAGAUAAAAAUAGCCUGCCCAAGAGAAGAGAGUGUGAAAAGGGGAGUUGUUGACCCACUGUGGGACCAGGGUUGUUGACCCACUGUGGGACCUGGGUUCUGAGCUGGGGAGAGUCAUGUGAUUAUAUCUAUACAUCGAAGUGGAAAAUUUGAUGCUUAAACCCAAAAAUCUGAACUACAGGACUGAUGCUGUUCCUCUUUCCCAAAUCUUUUUAAGAGGUAAAACAUGGCUUUGUUUCUCUUUCCUCGGUAAGCCCUGGGGUUCCACGGCCUCAGACCCCCGGGUCUAAGCAUGAGAGAGCUUUACUGCUUCUUGUCUGUAUGACUUCAGCCAAGCUAGCCCACAGUGCCUCCACCUAUGAAACACCCCUUCUCCUAAUACUGUUGUGCAUGGUCCACAGAAAACGCUGUGGGUGCUUAGUGCAGUGCCUGGUACCUAGUAAGGGUUCUCGUCAGUGCUCAGUGAUGGUGAGGAGGAGGGCAGGGAAGGGCUUGGUAUGGUGAUUAAUGCUAUGAUGGUUUUCAGUGGCCUUGAAGUUUUACAACAUGGAAGGCUCUGUCCCCCUGAACUCUUGGUGACUUCCCAGAUGAACACACUCUCAAGGGCCUCUCCUGCUGCACACACACACACACACACACACACACACACACAGACACAACACACACACACAGACACACACACAGACACAACACACACACAGACACACACACACAGACACAACACACACACACAUACACAGACACACAGACACACACACACACACACAGACACAACACACACACACAGACACACACACACACACAGACACACACACAGACACAACACACACACACAGACACACACACAGACACAACACACACACAGACACACACACAGACACAACACACACACAGACACACACACACAGACACAACACACACACACAUACACAGACACACAGACACACACACACAGACACAGACACACACAGACACAUACACACACACACAGACACACAGACACACACACAGGCACAACACAUACAUACAGACACACACACAGACACAACACACACACACACACAGACACAGACACACACAGACACAACACACACACACAGACACACACACACACACAGACACACACACAGACACAACACACACACAGACAGACACACACACACAGACACAACACACACACAGACACACACACACAGACACAACACACACACACAUACACAGACACACAGACACACACACACAGACACAGACACACACAGACACAUACACACACACACAGACACACAGACACACACACAGGCACAACACAUACAUACAGACACACACACACACAGACACAACACACACACACAGACACAGACACACACAGACACAACACACACACACAGACACAACACACACACACAGACACACACACAGACACACAUAGACACAACACACACACACACACACACACACACACACACACACACACACACACACACUAUAGCUUCCUGAGCUGUAGUUUCCAGGAAGAGCAGCAGCUUUUGGGCCUCUCACAUCAUCUGUUUCCUAUUUACUCCACAUACUCCAGAUUAAACUUUCAAGGUCAUUCCACCCCCACGGAGAAUGGAAGCAACUGGACCUAUGGCUCAUGCUGACUCGGGGUCUUCCGAAGGUCGGUGGCAUCCUACAGUCUCUCCAGAGUAAACCCCUUGAGUCAUCUGAAAACAAGUAAAUGUGCAUAUCCCCAGCAGAGUCAAGCACUUUAAAACUGUGUGUGUAUCUGUGUGUGUAUGCGUGGAUGCAUGUAUCGUGCCAAGCAUGUGGAGAUCAGAGGACAGCUUGUGGGAGUUCUCUCUUUGCACCGCAUGAGUCCUGGAAACCCAACUCAAGUAGUUAGGUUAGGUGGCCAGUGCCUUUACCAGUCCGCCUUGCUGACCGUGAUGAUGAUGAUGAUGAUGAUGAUUCUUCCUCCUUCUCCUCCUUCUCCUCCUCCUUCUCCUCCUCUUCCUCCUCCUCUUCCUCCUUCUCCUCCUUCUCCUCCUCCUUCUCCUCCUCCUUCUCCUCCUCCUCCUCCUCCUCUUCCUCCUCCUCCUUCUUUCUUCUUCUUUUGAGAGGGGGAAUCACAUACAUCCCUGGAUCACUUUAAACUUGCUACAUAGCCGGAGUGACUGAGCUUCUGAUCAUCCUGCCUCUGCCUCCCAAAUGCUGGGACUGUAAGUAUUUGCCAUGGCUGUUUAUUUGAUAUUAGGAAUUGAAGCCCAGACUUCAUCCAUGCUAAGCAAAUGCUCUACCAACUGAACUGUAGUAGAACCACGUACCUUAUGUCCUCCAUGUCACGUGACCAGAUGCAUCUGUCUGCAUUUCCUUGUAACAGGGAGAGAGGAAGGCCCGUGGGGUACCCAGUGCCGAGGGCGCAUCCUUCGCCUGAUCCUGGGUAGGAGAUAUUUCCCAGCAAAGCUGUUGCUCCGUUCCCCUCGGUCUCCCUUGAGAAGUUACUCGUUCUAGCUGGCUUUCUUCCUCGGGGACCUUCUAUGGGGAACAGGGAAAAAGUCACAGAAGGCCUAUGUUCUUUUUCAUUUUAAUAGAAAAUGUGUAAGGACCACAAACCCUUCUUCCCAACUGAUAUUUGGAGUUCGGCGUUUGGAAGUGUCAUUUAGAAACGUGUUUACAAAUACCAUCGACAUUAGAUGAUUUCAGCCUACACUAAGAUUAAAGACUUAUUUAUGAUCUAGAAGCAAAACCCUUUUUUACAGAUCGUUGCCUCUCCCCAGCAAAUGGCCUUGCUGUGUGACCUGACAACCCGAGUUCAGUCUUUAGAACCCACAUAAAGACGGAAGGAGUCAACCCCAUGGUGUCGGGCUCUGAGCUCUCGUUGGGCACUGCGGCAAGUGGCCUUUUCCUCAUAUGGGCGUGAACACACAACAGAAACAACGCUUUAAAAGUCACUACUUUUUUGAACUGGAUGUUUGUUUGUGGUUUUUUUUUUUUUUGUUUUUGUUUUUUUUAUUGAAUAGGGUUUCUCUGUGUAGCCUUGCCUGUCCUGGAGCUCGGUCUGUAGACCAGGCUGGCCUUGAACUCAAGAGAUCCACCUGCCUCUGACUCCCAGUGCUGGGAUUACAGACUUGUACCAGCACUGCCCGUAAAAGUCAUUACUUCAUAGCCAGUGAGACUUGGAAUGGGAACAAAAUAGUUCCCUUACUUUAAUCCUAGACUCUGCUAUAAAAGUAGCUCGGGGCUAAGAAGACUCUAGUCUGAAUUGAGCUAGUGGCUCAUUUAUUGACGUACGUAUACUUAUUACUGCUAAGCCGUGACUUCCCCCUCCGUAGCUGUCUCCCAACCUUUAGCUUCCGCUUCAUGAGGAUGAGGAAGCUCCAGUAACGCAUUUGUUUUUCCUUUUAAAGAUCCCCUCAUCGUCUCUGAUUUGAUAUACUGAGCGGGAACACAACCGAAUGGUUUUCUUAGUAAGUGGAAUUUCAAGGCACAGCUCUCCUUAGUUCUGAUCAGGCAGUCAGGCCCUUUGUGAACACAUAGUUAAGGAUUUGGCAGUGGACACUACAGUGGGUGUAUCUCUCUGAUUGUUCUUGACCAGGACCUGAGGCUGUACCACAGGAAAAGAACAAAGCUAUGAUAAACAGCGAAACUACCAAACUUGCCUCACUGGGAGGAAGGACAUCUUGCUUUGGUCUGAGAUAGUUUUCAUCUUUCUCUUUUGCAGAAUCAGAUUCCGAAAGGUGGAGGAAGUUGUGUGAGAUUUGAAUAUUAAGCUUCCUAGUACAUUGAAUCUGCUUUCUCAGAAGUAUCUUCUCAGUGAACAUGUGUCUCCUGCCCCUUGUGGCUUCUAGGAGCAGGAGAUGGGGUUGUGAGCCCCUGACAUGCUCACACGUGUUGGUAGGUCACGUGUGACAGGACAGGUAGUUGGCAGCAAGCCCACUGCUGGGCACCCAGGUUUCAGAUACAGAGGAAUGGAAUUGAAGACACUUUCAGAUUCCAGGCAAACACUUCCAGGAGAAGUACACAAACAUCUUUCUCUCCUUGAUCUUUUGCCAGAGGAAAGUGCAUGUCCCCAGUCAGAAGCCCUUGUGAGAUAAGACCAGAGUGUUUGUCUCUCUGACUGUCUCUCUUUCUUUCCCUCCCUCCCUCCCCCAGUUCUCCCCUUCAUACCUUGUCUGGAGCAAGAAGAUAGAUAUAGCUAGUACAGGAAAGGUUCUCUUUUAUUAUGCUGAGGGCCAUCACACAAGGCUCACGCUCUAAACUCCUAACUACAGUCCUCAGCCUGUGUCCCCAGAGCUGCUCACCUGUGUGACAUAGCUUAGCUGAAGAUCAGAUCCAGUCUGGACCAGAACCCUCGGAUUCGAGGAUCCUGGGGGAGACUGUCCAGCUGCAGGGUGUGGUGUCUCUCCAGAUGUGCAGAGCAGAGAGCAUUGCUCCUGGUCUCAGCUUAUGCACUGUCCAGUGGGGUUCUGUAUGUACUGUCACAGGUUCUAGGACUGGGUCUGGUUCUCCUGGUGUAUGGUGUCACUUGUUUCUUGUUAUCAGGUGCAGCCUUGGGUGCAGUGGGAUCCUGACUGAACUAUUUUUUUUUUGUUCUUUUUUUUCCGGAGCUGGGGACCGAACCCAGGGCCAAGCGCUCCACCACCGAGCUAAAUCCCCAACCCUGACUGAACUAUUUUUACAAGCCUUUUACAUGCCUAGAAGGCAUGUUGCUACUCUGCUCAUUGCACAGCUCCUACCUCUCAGACCUUCCUAAACAUGGUUAAAUUCAACCAUGUUUUUAAUGAAAUUGGAAAACAAAACAAAACUCCCCAUAACAGGAUAUUCUCUCUGGCAAGGAAAGGAAAUUAACAACUAAACUUCCUCAAAGGGUCUCAGGCAGUGACAGCCUAAACCAGCCUUACUCAGCUCUCGUUGGCAGAAACCCAUCCUCACUUCUCCUCGCUUCUUAAAACAUACCCCCAGCCCCUAGUCUGUUUGGGUCUCUGUGUGUGAGAAAGCCCCAUCCAGCUUAUGCAUGUGCAGGGGAUCUGAACUCUUGUCUCUCAUGCUUACAGGCUGAGUACCUCUCUAGCGAGCUCUCUCUCCAGCCUAAGGUUAUGGCUCCUUCUGCUCUGUCUUAAGAAAAAAAAAAUCAGAAGAGUCAUUUAUUCUUGCUGUGAUUGACAUCUUGGUUUUGUCAGAGAGACAGGUAAGAUCAAUGCGCUGGCAUGUCCUGUCUUUAAUUGAUUCUUUCUGCAGGUGAAACGCAGCAGCCAUGCCAGAGAAGGCAGAGCGUGAUUAAUACCUCUGUGACUCUGUCCAAGUUCUGAGAAGCUGUGCAAACUCUGUUAGGCUGGUGUUUGCCAGCUGAGGUCCAGCCAACCCCCCCCCCCCCCCCCCCCCGCACUUGUCCUUCCUUCCCAGAGGGCAUGACAGGGAAAGAGGAGGAGAAGAGCUCAAAGAACUGAAAACAGAGAUUUCAUUAGGGCAGCAUUUGGGGGUCAGGUAAACAUCACUUUUGAGCUUCAUUGAAAAAUUCCAGAAAGCUGAGCAAGGGCAUAGUCUCUGGAUUGCAACAGGGCGGGAAGUUCUUCUUCAAAAGAAUGUCGGAAAAUGAAAUAUAAUACUUCUUAGGGAGCAGGAACUGUUAAACAAAGCAGAAAGGCAUAUAACCUCCCCGGAUUUCUUUUCUUUGAGGAAUUCGGAAGACCCAGAGAAGAGGUCUCUAGGGACCAGAACACACUUCUUAAUUGCACUUUCGCUCACCACUUUCCCACCAGGAGCUGUGGUGGUCAUUGAGUUUGUGAACUUGGAUUUUAAACGCAGACCUGCCUGGGAGACAGCAGCAUGUGUGUUCUUGGGAGCCAGACGUCUUCUGUAGACCUGGCAUUGAGGGCGUAAGCUCCAUGCUGACUGCUCUUUUUGAGGUGUCCCUUCCCCAGCAUCAUUUCUAUAAGAGAGCCAGGGUUAAGACGACACCCAGUUUCCCUGGAAAUCACCUUCCAGGUUUUUUUUUUUUUUUUUUUUUUUUUUUUUUUUUUUUUUUUAGGUGCAUGGCUUCUGACACCGUUCCACCCAACCCUAUCUCUUUCUCAUUUCACUUUAAAAGAAGUCGAAACGGUCCCCAUCGAUGCAAAAAGAAGCGAAACCACGAGUUAAGCAACUUGUGGAAAUUGCGGAGUUUCUGCCCAGGAGAUCUUCAAAGUGGAACAUAAAAAUUAGGUCACUUAAGUAAGUCUGCUUGGAGGGUGGCCAAAAUGGUCUUUUGCAGUGUUCCAAAUGUAUUAACCACUCAGGUUAGUAUUCAUAUAUCGCCAGACCAGGAGAAUAGUCAGUCCUUUGUUUGCAGCUGGUGACUUUAAAUGAUCUCUGUGGGGGCUCCUGCCUCGCCCCGCCUCAUGUGGUAUACUGCUUUUUCUGAUUGACAGGGAAGUAGGAGGGGGGAAAUAAAGAAAACAGCAUGUGCUCUCUCCAGAGGAUGGUAUAACGAAGGCAGUUGGCUGGCUAAAGCCCGGAGAAGCCACCAAACGGCUACGGUUAAGUGUAGAGACAUGAUCCACGCAGAACUCUUACACCGCAAGGAUAUUUAGGUCUACACUACUGGACACUCUUGACUCUAAAGGGUUAAGCAGAUGAUCUGGAACAAGACUUUAAAAUCAUCUGGCUCCGGUAUGAGCCUAGAAUGAUAAAAAUUGAAAAGUCCAAGAAAAGGUUCUUUGUGGAAUGCCAGACCACAAAGUUCUUGGUGACUUGCAGAAUUCCCCCUGUCCCCAGGGCCAUUUGCUUCUCCUUCUGCAAAUCGCAUCCAGACCUUCCUCCUACCACACAGAGACAGCCCCUCUGCUCCCUCCCAUUGACCUUAAAGAGACAGACUUCCAGGGCUCCGAGCAGAGCACUCUCACCAAAGAACACAGAGGUUUUCUUAGCUGUGCAAACAGAAAGCCGUGGAAGGGGGCUUAACAGAGAGGAAUUCAAGUGCUAAAAGGCUCAGCUUUUAUUUUUAUGUGUGUUGGUAAUUUUGAGAACUUCAUGUAAGUUUUCCCACAUUCCAUUUCUAGGUUGAAGGUUUUGGAAUUUUAUUUUUAAUUCUUUCAAAAAUUAUUUUAUGUGCACAAGUGCUUUGCCUGAAGAUAUAUAUGUUACCGUACUAUGCCUGAUGCCCACAAACAUCAAAAGAGAAUGUUGGGUCCCCUGGGAUUGGAGCUACAGUAUGGAUGGCUGUGAGCUGCCACGUGGGUGCUGGGAAUGGUAUCCUGGUCCUCUGCAGGAGCAGCCAGUGCCUUUAACCACGGAGCCACCUUUCCGGCAUGCUGCUUGUUUAUUAUUUUUGAGACUAGCUCUCUAUGUACUUGAAGCUGGCCUGGGGCUUUCCAUCCUCCUGCCUCAGGUGAGCUCGUAGGUGUGUACCAGUCAGUCCACCCAGAAGGAUUUAGGAACUUCAAUUAGGAAGUUAAAUGUCUACCACCUUUCUCUCUCUGGAAUUGGCUCAGUUGAGAAAGGGCGUGUGGCGAACUUUCUCAGGGAUCUGAAAACCCCUUUUUCUUUGUGUUUAUUUUCUCUCUGUAUGUUGCCAAGGCUGGUCUUGAACUCUUGGCCUAAGCAUUUCUGUUCAGCCUGUGAGUCUCUGGGGCUAUGGGCCCCCGUGUCUCUGAACUCCAUGUUUCUUUGCCUUUUUCUGUAUUCUUGGGCAGGCAGAAAUAAACGCGAGAACUCGUGCGCUCCAGUAUUUGGUUUAGUGCUGGUUUCUUUCUUUCAGCUUUCUAAGGAGGGCGCUCAUUAAAAUGAAGCCGACUUUCCUUUCUUCCUUGAAACUUUACUUGGACUGGAGUUAGUUCUGCCCUAAGUAGGGCUUCUCAGGAUGUUUGUACUUGUGGCAGGCCCUUAAUCUCAUGCGUAACCCUGAUAUUUGACACAGACGGGCUGGAGAGAUGGCUCAGUGGUUAAGAGCACUGACUGCUCUUCCAGAGGUCUUGAGUUCAAUUCCCAGCAA
Messenger RNA from Rattus norvegicus (Norway rat), 47871 nucleotides. NCBI's taxonomy places the organism in Eukaryota, Metazoa, Chordata, Mammalia, Rodentia, Muridae. The record is from RefSeq and is a predicted model, not a curated record.